AGAGGAGUUCUCGUGUAGAAGGAAAAGGAGAGGAAGGGAGCACUCAGAAAGAGAGAGGCGAAGCAACCGAGAGGACGGUCGGCCAAUGAGACACCAGGCCGGCGAUGACGUCGUUGUUGUCUCACAUCCGAGUCUCACCAAAAGUCUUCUCCGGGUACCAGUUCGUCCGCGGUCUCCCGGCUGGACGAGGAGGUCGUCCUCAUCACCUAUCGUGUGGUCGCCGUUUUUUUUUUUUUUUUGGUUUCUUUCCUCGCGCAGUGAAACAUAAAUUCAGCCAAGAUUGCAUCCUGGAUACGCGGAGGGAUUGAGGCGGAAGGAGGCUGCUGCUGUCAGCCAUGGGGACGGCAAAGAUGAAACAUCUUUGGCCGUUGCUGACGUGGAUACUUCUAUCUUCGUAUCCGGUCGAAUCUCGCAAAGGACUCGGCCCUGGAUCGAGGCGAGAAGUAUUCUUCCUGAACCUCGAGGACGGCUACUUUGGCUGCCAAGUCAACGAGUCGACGGACGUCCUUCAGCUUCUCGAGCUCUCGAAGCUCUGUGACCAUCGCGUCGACUGCUUCCAGGGCGUGGACGAGCAGCGCAACAGGUUAAAGUGCACAGACGAUUGUACAAAAGAAGACGGCACCAAAUGUCAAAACGGUGUCUGUCUGGAUUCGGUCUGUCACUGUAACGAUGGGUUUGGAGGAUGUAACUGUCAAGUUCCAGAUGAGAACGAAUGUAAAUAUCGGCCCUGUGAUAUAUUUGCCCACUGUACAAAUACUCUUGGCAGCUUUCAAUGUUCCUGCUUUCCUGGAUACCGAGGCGAUGGCUUUCAUUGCGAGGAUAUCAACGAAUGCGACGAUCCCGCGAUCGCCGGGCGUUGCGUCGAGAAUGCCGAGUGUUGUAACCUACCCUCGAAUUUCCUGUGUAAGUGCAAAUCCGGCUACAUCGGCGACGGCGAGGUGCAUUGUGAAGACGUGAACGAGUGCGCGAUAGCAGGUGCAUGCGGCGACAAUACUGUGUGCCACAACAUACCCGGCAAUUAUACCUGCACGUGUCAAGACGGAUUCACGGGAGACCCGUUCAACAGUUGUAUCGAUAUUGACGAAUGCAAAUACGAGGGUGCCUGCGGAAGGGGUGCGUUAUGCGUGAACGUACCAGGCGCGCAUAAGUGUGAAUGUCCCAACGGAUACGAUGGAAGUCCCGAGGAGGAAUGCAGGGACGUUGACGAAUGCCUGAGGAGUCCUUGUGGACGUUCCGCUCUUUGCACGAAUGUACAUGGUAGCUUCCGGUGUUCUUGUCCCGAUGGAAUGGAUGGUGAUCCAAUGACAGGUUGCCACGAUGUGAACGAGUGCGAGAAAAGUUCGCCCUGCGGAGCGGAGUCGGAAUGCGUGAAUACCGAGGGUAGCUUCGAGUGUAGAUGCCACGUCGGCUACCGGAUGGAUUCCGCGCACAGUUGCGUCGACGUGAACGAGUGCAUCGGCGGAGAUGCUUGCGCGGCCAAUGCGAGGUGCAUCAACGUCCCGGGGUCGUACAAGUGCAUCUGUCCCCCGGGCUUCAUCGGUCAGGGACUAACCCGUUGCGAAAACGUGAACGAAUGCGAGCGCAACCCCUGCGGCGAGAACGCCGAGUGCAUCGACACGAUCGGCAGCUUCGUCUGCAGCUGCAAGGCGGAUUACACCGGCGAUCCUUUCAAGGAGUGCAGCGACAUCAACGAGUGCACGGCUUUGGAGAAUCCUUGUGGUAAGAACGCGAUUUGCAGGAACGAAGAACCUGGUUACAAUUGCCUCUGUCCGCCGGGGUACAGUGCCAGCCCUAGCCCCUCAGUCGCAUGUGAUCAGACCGACGUGACGACUCUCUGCAAAUCGAAUUUCGAUUGCGUUAACAAUGCCGAGUGCAUCGAGGGACAGUGUUUCUGCAAAGAUGGCUUUAAAGCCGUCGGUGCCGAAUGCGUAGAUUUGGACGAGUGUCUUACUAAUCCAUGUGGAUCUGCGUCGAUCUGCACGAACACUAGGGGAAGCUACCAUUGCGAGUGCGAGUCUGGAUUUGUUGGCACUCCGCCCCAUAUACCGUGUAAAGCACCGUGCGAUGAGGUAACUUGCGGCGAACAUGCCUUCUGUAAGGCCGACGGUCACGAAGCUUAUUGCAUUUGCGAAGAUGGCUGGACCUUUAAUCCAAACGAUAUAGCGGCUGGAUGUGUCGACAUAAACGAAUGCGAUGCGAUAAAUGGACCUUCUGGAAGAUGCGGCAAAAAUGCCAUUUGCACAAAUAUACCUGGUGGUUUUAGUUGUCAAUGUAAACUUGGAUACUCAGGAAAUGCUUUCAAGCAAUGCUUAGAUAUUGACGAAUGUUCCAAAUCCGACGUUUGUGGGCAUGGAGCAACGUGUACCAAUACUGAAGGUUCUUACGCUUGCACUUGUCCGGAAGAAACCAUACCGGAUCCCGAUCCUUACAUUAAAUGCGUUGGUAUAGUCAGAUGCGAAGUUGAUGACGAUUGUCCAGGAAACGCUAUUUGUGACCCACAAAAGAGAUGCUUGUGUCCCGAGCCUAACGUUGGAAACGAUUGUAGACAUCCGUGUGAAGACUUGUCUUGCGGACCUAAUGCUCACUGCAUGCUCUUGAACGACGUAGCGACGUGCCUCUGCAGUAAUGGUUACACUGGAAAACCCGGAGUAAAGGACGGUUGCCGAGAUAUCGACGAGUGUGCGAUAAAUCCGUGUCCUCCAGGCGCAAUCUGCAACAACGAACCCGGUUCCUUCUCGUGCCAGUGUCCGAGUGGCAUGACUGGUGAUCCUUACAGCGGCGGUUGCCAGGAAUCUAAAACACCUCACGUGUGUGGUCCCAGUUCACCCUGUCCAGCUGGAGAACAGUGCAUCAAAGAUGAAUUCGUGGGUAGCAGUGUGUGCAUCUGUCAACGUGGCUACACACGCGAUCACGAAACCGGUAAAUGCAGAGAUAUCAACGAAUGCAUGGAGCUCAGGGAGAAACCUGCCUGUGGUGUCAAUGCAAUUUGCAAGAAUCUUCCCGGUAGCUACGAGUGCCAGUGUCCACCAGGCUUCAAUGGAAAUCCCUUCUCACUUUGUGAAGAAUGCAACAGCAUAGAGUGUCAAUGUCAGCCACCGUACAAGAUCGUCAAUGGUAAAUGCAUGCUGGCCGGCUGUUCGAAAGGUGAAAAAUGUCCAAGUGGUGCCGAAUGUAUAACAAUUGCCGGUGGUGUCAGUUAUUGUGCUUGUCCCAAGGGCUAUACAACCAAGUCUGAUGGCUCCUGCGAAGAUAUAAAUGAAUGCAUCGUGGGUCACCAAGUUUGCGGUUACGGUGCCGAGUGUAUCAAUCUACCAGGUUCUCAUAAGUGCGUGUGUCCACAUGGAUACGGUGGCGAUCCGUACAAUGGGCUUUGCUCUCCGGCGCAGAAGAGAUGUACCAACGACAAUGAAUGCAAAGCCAACGAGAAGUGCGUGCAGCCCGGAGAGUGCGUGUGUCCACCGCCGUUCUACACGGAUCCUUUAAGUGGAAAUCUUUGCAAGAAUCCUUGCGAUCGUUUCCCGUGCGGUAUUAACGCGAAGUGCACGCCGAGCGAUCCACCGCGGUGUAUGUGCGAAGCCGGCUUCGAGGGUGAUCCACAGCACGGAUGUAUCGACGUGAACGAAUGCCUGAAUAAUCCUUGCGGACACGGUGCAUAUUGCAUCAAUACGAAAGGAGAUCACACGUGCGAGUGUCCGAGAGGCAUGAUUGGCGAUCCUUACGGUGCCGGCUGUACUGGGGUUCCAACAAGCAAGAGCGAGUGUGCGUCUAAUGACGAUUGCGAGAACUAUUUCGCAUGUGUUCAAGGAAGUUGUGUCAAUCCCUGCGACGUCAAUCACGUUCCUUGCGGUCCCAAUGCAUAUUGUGAGCCUGAUAAACACGCGCCGUGGUGCAGAUGUGUGAUAGGCUUCACGGAAGGCAAAAAUAAUGAAUGCGUGUCACAAUGCGACGGUUUUGUUUGCGGCACCGGGGCUCAAUGUAUCGUUAGCUACGACGGGCCAACUUGUAAGUGUAUCGAAGGUUUCAUAGGCAAUCCUUUCCCUGGUGGACAGUGCGUUCCCGAUGUCUGUUCUCCUGAAAUUCCAUGUGCCGAACCGAGUGUGUGCAUCAGCGGACGUUGUAAACGGCGCUGUGAAGGAGUGAUUUGCGGCAUUGGAGCCAUGUGCGAUCCUUUAACGAAUAAAUGCGUGUGCAACCCCUAUUUUGUCGGAAAUCCUGAUCUGCUGUGUAUGCCGCCUGUCCAACCACCACACUGCGAUCCAUUCUGCGGGAAAAAUGCGCACUGCGAGUAUGGUCUUCAAGAAUCAAAAUGUGUCUGCAAUCCGGGUACUAGUGGGAAUCCUUACCACGGCUGCGGCGUUCAAGAAAAGUCCGAUUGUUCUACUGCAGUGUGCGGAAAAGACGCGCACUGUAACGCAGGUCCCCAUGCAAUCGAGUGUCUCUGUCCAUCUGGCUUCGCUGGCAAUCCAUACAUUCAAUGCUUCGAUAUCAAUGAGUGCAACGCAAACGCAUGCGGCAGCAAUGCGGUGUGCAUCAAUACUCUUGGCAGCUAUGACUGUCGCUGCAAGGACGGCUUCUUCGGUAAUCCGUUUGUCGGAUGUCAGCAAGUACAAGUUGGGCUAUGCUCUGAUCCGUCGACUUGCGUUUGUAGUAGCACUGUACCAUGCCCCUUCGAUUACACCUGUGUCAAUCACAAAUGCAUAAAUCAGUGCAGCGAUGUAAAAUGCGGUCCCAGAUCCGUCUGUCAAAAUGGAGUGUGCAUAUGUCCGCCUGGUUAUAGCGGCAAUCCCAACGAUCUGCACAAAGGUUGCCAUUUACAUGGUCAUUGCUCAAACGACCUUGAGUGCGAGCCGCAGGAGAUCUGCUUCCAGAUCGGCAAAGGUGUCCGCAAAUGCGUAGACGCGUGCAGCAAACUGCAAUGCGGGCCUAACGCAUUGUGCAUCACACAGCACCAUGUGUCCUCCUGUUUGUGCAUCGAUGGUUACCAGGGCAAUCCGAGCAAUCUGGUCGAAGGUUGCCAGCCGUCCAAGUCCGUGAUAUCUGGAUGUGUACACGACUCGGAUUGUCCACAAGGCUCCUUCUGCAUUACCCUGGAUGGCGGCGUACGUAACUGCAUAAAUCCUUGUAGUAAAGUGGUGUGCGGUGCCUAUCAAAAGUGUGAACCCGACAUUGUACCUGGUCAUGCCACUUGCAAGUGCCAGGACGGCUACGAAUGGAAUCCGGUGCUGUCGUCUUGCGAGAAGCCAUCGGUGCCUGACUGCAUAAGCGACGACGAUUGCCACUCAAGCGAGGGUUGUAGACCAGACGCACUUGGUGUACUGAAGUGCAUGUCGCUUUGCGACGGUUUCACUUGCACCGUGAAUUCCCGCUGCGUGGCGGAGCACCAUCAUGGCCAGUGCGAAUGUCUACCGGGCUACACCGGCAAUCCGAAUGACCGCCGAGGCUGUCAUAGUCCACGCGAGAACCGUUGCUCCACAGAUAGCGAGUGCGCGGAGGAUCAAACGUGUCGCAGCACUCCGGAUGGUCCGCUCGCUUGCCAACUGGUCUGUGACUUCGUCACCUGCGGUCCCAACGCGCUCUGCGUCGUCAACAAUCAUGUGGCGAACUGUGAGUGUCCGCCCGGACAGUAUGCCGGCGAUCCGAACGACUCAACGUCCGGAUGCCGUGCGGUGCCUUGCGUCUACAACAUCGACUGUCCACCGACGCAACUCUGCAAUCGGCUCACGCACACCUGCUACAGUGUUUGCGACGAGAAUGCGUGCGGCGUGAACGCUGUCUGCAUCGCUGAUGAUCACAAGGCGAUCUGCCAAUGUCCGCCUGGGCUUCGUCCAAACCCGGUACCCGACGUCGAGUGUGUUGCCGUGGAAACGUGUCAUCCAGAUUCUUGUCAUCCUACAGCGCUCUGCGUCGCCGGUCCAACGAAUGAUCCGGUGUGCCGGUGCCCGCCGAAUCACGUGGGCGAUCCUUACGUGAACGGCUGCCAGCCAGAAGGAUAUUGCUCCGGUCCCAAAGACUGCCCGGUGCAUUCCGUCUGCCACGAACAUCGCUGCAUUAAUCCAUGCGAGAAUGCCUGCGGUUCCAACGCACUUUGUGAGAUCGUGAAUGGUCAACCGAGCUGUAAAUGCAUCCACAGAUUCGUACCCUCCUCGAGGGGUCCGGAACACGGCUGCGUGCGGGGUACCAAUUGGUGCACGGUGGACGCCGAUUGCAUCGACAGCGUCUGUCUCGAUGGACAAUGCAGAGCUGUGUGUCGUUCAGUUGCUGAUUGCUCAGAUGGAGAGAAAUGUAUUAACAACAAGUGUAUGGUAUCAUGUGUGGCACAUUCUCAAUGCCUGGUGGAUCAGGCAUGCGUUAGUGGAGGAUGUAUUCUCGGCUGCCGCAGUAAUAAAAACUGCCCGACUACCGAAUCAUGUAUCAACAACAAAUGUCAAGAUCCUUGCAGUAGAAAGGAUGUUUGUGGACCAAAUGCGAUCUGCAGUUGCGCGAAUCAUGCGGUCGCGUGUACAUGUCCUCUCGGCUUCCACGGCAAUCCUACUCCAGAGCAAGGUUGCGUUCGAGUGCCAAACACGUGCCAAACUCCGCAAGACUGUCCCAGCCAGCAUCUCUGCGUCUCGGGAUUGUGCCAGUGCCAGUGUUCGGAACAGAACAAUUGCGCGCAGGGCGAGCGCUGUAAGAAUGGCAUUUGCGUGAAGAUAUGUUACAGCGAUAGUAAUUGUCUGCCCGGCGAGUUAUGUAUUGACGGCGUGUGCGAGGCGGGUUGCACCUCGGACGUCGGCUGCAAACGCGACGAAGUGUGCGUUAACAACAAGUGCAGAUGCAGCCAUGGAUUUAUUGCUGGUCCGGAACAUUGCUUAGACAUUAAUGAGUGCGAAGAUCAACCAUGUCAUCCGAGUGCCGAAUGCAUUAAUCUUCACGGAUCUUAUCGUUGCACGUGUCCUCAUGGCACCGCGGGUGAUCCUCUAGGAUCAGGCUGCGUGCUGCCGCAUCAAUGCACCGUGCACAGUGACUGUCCUGAUACUCAGGCCUGCGUCCAACAUAACUGUUCGGAUCCAUGCUCUCUUGUCGACUGCGGUUUAAAUACUAUUUGUAGCGUUCUGGAUCAUGCGGCUGGUUGCCAAUGUCAGCCUGGUUACAUCGGUGAUUCCUCAGGAUGUUUUAAAGUAGAGUGCCUUUCUAACACCGAUUGCCCAACGGAUAAAUAUUGCAACCAGGAGACCAACAAAUGUAGCAGUCCUUGCAAUCAAGUAAACUGUGGAUAUGGUAAUUGUGUAGCCAUCAAUCAUAUCAGCAUAUGUAAAUGUUAUCCUGGUUUCGUUCUUGUCGGCGAUAUCUGCACCGAUGUUAACGAAUGUUUGCAAAAUCCUUGCCAUCUCUCAGCUAUAUGCCAGAAUGCGGAAGGAUCGUUCGCUUGUAUUUGCCCUCAUGGUUUAGUAGGGGAUCCAUUUAAAACUGGUUGUAAGCAACCCGGUGAUUGUUUCACGGAUUCAGAUUGUCCGAAUUCAGCUGCUUGCAUCGAUAACAGAUGCACCAAUCCAUGCGACGCACCAAGCAUUUGCGGUAGAAACGCAGAAUGUAUUGCACGUGAUCAUGUUCCGAUCUGUAAAUGUCCCGGACAAACUACAGGAAAUCCAGCAACGGAAUGUAUUCAUCUGGAAUGCAAUUAUCACAGCGACUGCGGUCCAUCAGAUGCAUGCUUCGAUCACAAGUGUGUCGAUCCUUGUUCCCUUUCGAAUGUUUGCGGGCAUGGUGCUGAUUGUUCUUCGCUUAAUCAUAGUGCAGUAUGCACCUGUCAACCUGGCGGCACGGGUGAUCCAAAUCUUGGGUGCACUCCACUUCAAUAUUGCAAGAGUGACUCGCAAUGUGCGACUGGUUCAGUGUGCAAUGGAGGAAUAUGCACAGCACUCUGUGGAAGUACAAGAGACUGCAUCGGCGACCAACUCUGUAUCAAUGGUCUUUGUCAGCCUACCUGCAGAAGUAACUCUAGCUGCCCGGAAUAUCAAUACUGCCAUAAUAACAUAUGUGUUCAAGAAUUACGCUGUAUAUCAGAUAACGACUGCUCAUACGACGAAAAAUGUAUUAAGAAUAAUAUUGGACAGGCGGAGUGUCGUAGAGCUUGCGACAUAAUACUCUGCGGCCGUAACGCCGAAUGUAAGGCUGAUAAUCAUGCCGCGACGUGUUCCUGUAAGCACGGCUUCUUUGGAAACGCUAGAGACGACAAGAUUGGCUGUCAACCUAUCGAAUGUGAGGUCAACGAUGACUGUACACAAGAGAAAAUCUGCGAUCAUCAUAGAUGCAGAAUUGCUUGUCUCGCGCACAAUCCUUGUGGCGUGAAUGCUAUUUGCACAACAGAGAAACAUGUUCAGGUUUGCACCUGCCAACCUGGAUACACGGGAGAACCCACACGUGCUUGCAAGCUGAUAGAUUAUUGCGCCAAUACACCUUGCGCACCAGGCGCAUUAUGUGAAAAUACGCGAGGGCAUUUCAAAUGUCACUGCCAACCCGGUACAGUUGGAGAUCCUUAUAACAGUGGCUGUCAACCGCCGGUAGAAUGCCUUCAGGAUGCGGACUGUCCAUUAACUGCCAAAUGUGUCAAUAUCAAUAAUGUUCCGAAAUGUUUUGAUACUUGUGCACGUAUCCGGUGCGGUCCAAACGCAGAUUGUGUCGCGAGCAAUCAUGCCGCGAGUUGUCAGUGUCAUCCCGAUUACGAAGGAGAUCCUAAUAAUCUGAGCGUAGGAUGUCGUCCGAGACCAGUAGUCUGCUCGUCACAAAUUGAUUGUUUGGUGAACACUUAUUGUUACGAAGGCAUUUGUCGACCAUCUUGUCAAUCGGACGAGGAAUGUAACUUGUCCGACGUUUGCUUGAACGGGCAAUGCUUAGAUCCAUGCGACGUGAGAGGAACUUGCGGCAUAAAUGCCGAAUGCAAAGUCAGAAGUCACAUUAAACAGUGCAGCUGUCCACCAGGCUUCACUGGCAAUUCCGAAGUAGAAUGCGUAAGAUUGCCAAUAUCUUGCCUCGCAAGCGGGGACUGCAACGCAGGCAAUACCUGUCGCGAGAACGUUUGCUUACCAAUCUGCAUCGUUGACGAUGAAUGCGCGUUAAAUGAGAAGUGCAUCCGUGGCAAUUGCUUGCUGACUUGUCGACUGGAUAACGAUUGUUUCUUGGGUCACAUUUGUUUGAACAACAUGUGCUCGUUUGGUUGUCGCGCGGACGAAGAUUGCAACGCGAAUGAGGCUUGUUUAGGAAACAAGUGCUUGAAUCCAUGCGAAGCUACACCCUGUGGACCAAACGCCAAGUGCACCGUCUUUAAUCAACGUGCCACAUGCUCUUGUCCUCCUAGUUUUAUACCAAACCCGACCGCCAAGGUUGCGUGUCUGAGAACGCCAGGUCCGAUCUGCCAGGCUAAUCGAGACUGUGCCGUAGGCACGGCUUGUAUUGCUGGUAUUUGCACACCUGUCUGCUCAUCCAACGCGAAUUGCUUGAGCAACGAAAGAUGCGAUAGCUCCGGCAUUUGCAAAUCGCUUUGUAGACGAGACGAAGAUUGCAGAAGCGGUGAGAUUUGUGAAGGGCUGGUAUGUAUUUCUGGUUGCCGGGCGGACAUCGAAUGUCAAGACAGUUCUUCGUGUAUAAACAACCAGUGUAUAGAUCCGUGCUCGUUGGCUGAUGCCUGUGGUGUAAACUCCAAAUGUACAACCGUCAAUCACCAAAAGAUAUGCACGUGUCCAUCGCCUUUGGUGGGAGAUGCUCGUAUUGGUUGCAAACAGACAUUCCUUCCUUGUUCAUCUGACUUUGAAUGUUUACCAGGACAAACGUGUUACGGCAAAUCAUGCUAUUCCACAUGUAAAAGUGACGCGAAUUGCUUGAGCGAUGAACGGUGUGACGGCGGCAUUUGUAAAGCGAUAUGUAACAGCGAUGACCACUGCAUCGCGAAUCAAAUAUGUCACAAUCGCAUGUGUGAUAUUGGAUGUCGCAGUGAUAACACGUGUCCGGGCGAUGAGUCUUGUAUCAACAAUCAAUGCAGAAGUCCAUGCGAAGGUGGUAAGGCGUGCGGUGAGUGUGCCGGCUGUCGGGUAGUUAAUCACGUAGCUCAAUGUAGUUGUCCAGCGAAUUAUUACGGCAAUGCUUUAAUCAAUUGCGCCAAGACCAUGAUUCCUUGCGACGGCUCGUGCGAGUGCGAUGAAAUUGGCUUUUGCACCACUAGUUGCCACCGUGAAAACGAUUGUUCUUGCGGCGAAGUAUGUCAUAGCGGCAAAUGUCGCAUCAAGUGCGAUAUUAACAACGCGUGUCCAAAGGGUUACGUAUGCGAUGGAGGUUUAUGCCUGGUCGGUUGUCGCACCCACUCCGACUGCCCGUCGUCAUUGUCGUGCACAAAUGGCCAGUGUGAAAAUCCAUGUUCUGCUCAUGGAUCGCCUUGCGGAAUAAAUGCACUUUGCCGUGUCUCGAGCCAUCGUGCGGUGUGCUUAUGUCCAGAAGGCUACCAAGGCGAACCGAGUCAGGAGUGUUAUCAAUUGGAGUGCCAUCACGAUGAUGAUUGCGAACUAAACAAACAUUGCAGCGAAUAUGGAGUUUGUACAAAUCCAUGCUUACAGCACAACGUCUGUGGUUUCAAUGCGCAAUGUCGUGUGAUCAAUAGGAAGGCACAAUGCUCUUGCCCGCCAGGACACUUUGGCAAUCCGAAGAUCAACUGCAAGAAAGGCGGGGACGAAUGUCUACGAAGACCUUGCGGCAUUAACGCUAAAUGUCGAGAGUCUCUGAACGGUUUCGAAUGCACAUGUGAUCCAGGGUGCCACGGCGAUCCACAUCAAGUGUGUCUCUGCGAUGGUGAUCUUUGCAAGGACACUCGUUGCGGCAUCAAUGCAGCCUGUCGAAUUUAUAAGAAUCAGCCGCAGUGUUAUUGCCCACCAAAUAACCCAUCGGGCGAUCCAAUGCACGCAUGUAGCUCAGAUAAAGAUUUAGGAGACUGUCGGACGAAUGGAUGCGGAAAGAACGCAGAGUGUAUUAGGGACGGAGCUAUCUUUGUUUGUCGAUGUCCACCAGGUACAAGCGGUUCACCAGAUAUUGAGUGCACAACAGAGCGCGAAUGCACCAGCGACUUAGAGUGUCCCAAUGAAAAAGCCUGCAUAAAUCUACAAUGUCUGGAUCCGUGCGCGCUACGCGGUGCCUGUGGAAUCAAUGCCCUGUGCCGAGUGGUUCUGCACAAGCCGCGUUGCUCGUGCCCACAGUGCUAUAUUGGCAUGCCCCAUACGGCCUGCCAUCCAGAUUCCAAAUGCGACACGCUCAAUCCCAAACCUACGCCGAGCAUCGGUUGCUCCUCCGAUUACGACUGUCCGGAGAGUCUCUCUUGCCACUCGCAGACAGGCGAGUGCCGCGAUCCGUGUUUGAGUUCUCGGUAUACCUGCGAAGUCAACAAGAGGUGUCAGGUGCGGAAUCACAAACCUAUGUGCGUUUGCAAAUACGGCUUCGUAGUCAACGAAAUCGGGGAAUUGACUUGCGCUCCUGACACGCUUACCUGCUCGAGAGACUUUGAUUGUCCCUCGAAUGCCGCGUGCGUCAAUGGGAAAUGUCAAAAUCCCUGUAACGUGCGAAACAAAAGACCGUGUCCGGCUGAUAAGACCUGCGAUGUCCUGGACCACCGUCCCGUGUGCAUUUGCACCAAAAACUGCAAUCCCUCCCUCUCCAUUUGCCUGCGAGACAGUGGCUGCUCUCCAGACUUGGCGUGCCGCAACUAUCGCUGCGUGGACCCAUGCAGAAACUCUACCUGUCCGGCUGAUGCCCCCUGUUACGUGGAGGAGCACAAGCCUAUCUGCAAGUUCUGUCCCCCCGGCUUUGUGCCAGAUACUAAAUACGGAUGCAUGAAAGCAGUUCUUCAUCCCAUGCCCAAGCCAGUUUGCGAGUCCGAUGAUGAUUGCAGCGACGCAGAAGCCUGCGUCGAAAGCUCCUGCGUUGAUCCCUGUAUCAACGGGUGUCAACUGGCAGUUCAGUGUCGGGUUGAAGCGCACAGGCCUAUUUGUAGUUGCGAUCCUAAUGACAAACGUUUACCUGGUGGUACAACGUCCUUGCCUUCUAUAUAUUUAGAUCAUACAUUCGAAACUACGUUACAAACGACAGCGGAUACUAGCAUUCCGCAAGUCACAUCACCCAUUUCUACUACGGAGAUGUUAACCGUUAUAUACACGGAGGAAAGUACGAUUGCUUUAGCUGACGUUACUGAAAAUAUGGAAAAUAUUACUACUAAAACGACUGAAUCAGAUAUAAUGAUUGUAUCAACAGAAAUUACUACUGAAUCUCCAGAAAGUACAACUGUAUCUUCGAUAUUAAGUACAACCGAAAUUAAUAUUUUAAAUGAUACUUUGAUUUCAACGAACGUUGAUGCUUUAGAAAAUAUAACAUCCAAUCUUUUUACUACUUCAACGUUUGAAAGUACUGAUUUUGACGUUGAAACUACUUCAAAGGAAUAUACAACAACAACACGUACUGUUACUUCUGAAGUCGAACAAGCUACGUAUACUACUUCAAUUUCUUACAAUACAGAAGAGACUGUUACAGGAAAUGUAUCUUCUUUUACUGUAUCUGAGACAACAGAGAGUGAAUUUGAAUUUGGUUAUGGAGAAAAUGCUACAACAACCGAAAUAACUGAAACAACUACCCUUCAAAAUGUCACUGCCACUUCUCCAGUUACAUUUAGUCAUACCGAAAUAACUGAUUUUACUAUUUCUGGCAUGAGUACUGAAACGACUACACUUUCUAAACCAACGGAAGCAAGUAGUACUAUUGAAGUUCCUGAGAAUAUAACUACAGUUCCUACCACCGAAGUUCCUAAUGUAAGUGAUGAAGAAAUUUUCACAGUAGCAACAACUACACAACUUUUUACUACGCCUACGCAGUAUCCUAUUACCACAGAGUUAACUGUAAAAUCGUUAAAAGAAAUUACUGAAACCCACAUGGAAAGUACCACUAGUACAAUGACACCUUUUACGCAAGUAAACCAUACGAUGUCAUCUCCGAAUAUCUUAGAGGAGACCGAAACAUCUACAAUAAAUAUUGAACAUAACACUGGUAAAGAAAUUACACAAGAAUGGAGUACUGCAAAAACUAGUUUGUUUACAACUGAACCAUAUGUAAACGAUACUACUCUAUUUUCUUUUAUUACAUCUGAGUCUCCCACAUUUACGACAAAUAUUAUUGAGGUCAAUAAUACUUACAAAGGUACUGAUAUUUCUACCACCGAACAAUCUUCUACUACUGAUUACGUCACAUCUCACUUUACCACGAAGGAAUACUCGACAGAACAGUACACUACAUUAAAACAUUAUACAACUGAAGAAUCUACAACUAAAGAAACACAGUUUACUACAGAACAUUAUAACACAUCAGGAUAUACCACAGAGGAAUAUUCUACUACAGAACAAUUUAAGACGUCAGAACAAUAUACUACGUUUGUACAAUCUACUGAGCAAAUCUCUACUACAGGGCACUACAACACAUCUGAAUAUUCUACAGAACGAUAUCCUAUGACAGAACAGAUUACAACAUUAAAACAACCCAUAGAACAAUAUACUACUUCGAAACAAUACGCUUCAACUGAGGAGUCUACAGAACAGAUUUCUACUACAGAGUAUCGUACAUCAGAACAUUCCACCGAAGAAUAUUCUACUACAGAACAGAUUUUCACUACAAAGCAAUAUAGUACGCCUGAGUAUUCUACAGAAUAUUCUACAACAGAACAAUUUAGAACAUCACAACCUACAGAACAAAUCUUUACUACGAAGCAAUAUAGCACGUCUGAGUAUUCUACAGAAGAAUAUCUUACAACAAAGCAGUUUACAACAUCACAACAACCUACAGAACAAUACACUACUUCGAAUCAGUAUUCUUCAACUGACCAAUCUACAGAACAGAUCUCUACUACAAAAUAUGGUACAUCUGAAUAUUCUACAGAAAAAUAUGCUACAACAGAGCAGUUUGAAACAUCACAGCAACCUACAGAACAAUACACUACUUCGAAUCAGUAUUCUUCAACUGAACAAUCUACAGAACAGAUCUCUACUACAAAAUAUAGUACAUCUGAAUAUUCUACAGAAGCAUAUUCUACUACAGAACAGUUUAAGAUGUCAGGGCAAACGGAACAAUAUACUACGUUUACACAACCUACAGAACAAAUUUCCACUACGAAGCAAUAUGGCACAUCUGAAUAUUCUACAGAAGAAUAUCCUACAACAGAGCAGUUUGAAACAUCACAGCAACCUACAGAACAAUACACUACUUCGAAUCAGUAUUCUUCAACUGACCAAUCUACAGAACAGAUCUCUACUACAAAAUAUGGUACAUCUGAAUAUUCUACAGAAAAAUAUGCUACAACAGAGCAGUUUGAAACAUCACAGCAACCUACAGAACAAUACACUACUUCGAAUCAGUAUUCUUCAACUGAACAAUCUACAGAACAGAUCUCUACUAUAAAAUAUAGUACAUCUGAAUAUUCUACAGAAGCAUAUUCUACUACAGAACAGUUUAAGAUGUCAGGGCAAACGGAACAAUAUACUACGUUUACACAACCUACAGAACAAAUUUCCACUACGAAGCAAUAUGGCACAUCUGAAUAUUCUACAGAAGAAUAUCCUACAACAGAGCAGUUUGAAACAUCACAGCAACCUACAGAACAAUACACUACUUCGAAUCAGUAUUCUUCAACUGACCAAUCUACAGAACAGAUCUCUACUACAAAAUAUGGUACAUCUGAAUAUUCUACAGAAAAAUAUCCUACAACAGAGCAGUUUGAAACAUCACAGCAACCUACAGAACAAUACACUACUUCGAAUCAGUAUUCUUCAACUGAACAAUCUACAGAACAGAUCUCUACUACAAAAUAUAGUACAUCUGAAUAUUCUACAGAAGCAUAUUCUACUACAGAACAGUUUAAGAUGUCAGGGCAAACGGAACAAUAUACUACGUUUACACAACCUACAGAACAAAUUUCCACUACGAGGCAAUAUAGCACAUCUGAAUAUUCUACAGAAGAAUAUCCUACAACAGAGCAGUUUGAAACAUCACAGCAACCUACAGAACAAUACACUACUUCGAAUCAGUAUUCUUCAACUGAACAAUCUUCAGAACAGAUCUCUACUACAAAAUAUAGUACAUCUGAAUAUUCUACAGAAGCAUAUUCUACUACAGAACAGUUUAAGAUGUCAGGGCAAACAGAACAAUAUACUACGUUUACACAACCUACAGAACAAAUUUCCACUACGAAACAAUAUAGCACAUCUGAAUAUUCUACAGAAGAAUAUCCUACAACAGAGCAGUUUGAAACAUCACAGCAACCUACAGAACAAUACACUACUUCGAAUCAGUAUUCUUCAACUGAACAAUCUUCAGAACAGAUCUCUACUACAAAAUAUAGUACAUCUGAAUAUUCUACAGAAGCAUAUUCUACUACAGAACAGUUUAAGAUGUCAGGGCAAACAGAACAAUAUACUACGUUUGCACAACCUACAGAACAAAUUUCCACUACGAAGCAAUAUAGCACAUCUGAGUAUUCCACAGAAGAAUAUCCUACAACAGAGCAAUUCACAACAUCACAGCAACCUACAGACCAAUACACUAUUUCGAACCAGUAUUCUUCAACUGAGCAAUCUACAGAACAAAUUUCUACUAUCAAAUAUUAUAGUACACCUGAAUAUUCUACAGAUGCGUUUUCCACUACAGAACAGUUUAAGGUGUCAGAGCAAACAGAACCAUAUAGUACGUUUGCACAACCUACAGAACAAAUUUCUACUACAGAACAUUAUAAUAUAUCAGAAUAUUCUACAGAAGCGUAUUCCACUACAGAACAGUUUAAGAUAUCAAAGCAAACAGAACAAUAUACUACGUUUGCACAACCUACAGAACAAAUUUCUACUACAAAGCAAUAUAGCACAUUUGAGUAUUCUACAGAAGAAUACCCUACAACAGAACAGUUCAAAACAUCACAGCAAUCUACAGAACAAUAUACUACUUCGAAUCAAUAUACUUCAACUGAAGAAGUUACAGAACAGAUUUCUACUACAGAACAUUAUAAUAUAUCAGCAUAUUCUACAGAAGCGUAUUCCACUACAGAGCAAUUUAAGAAAUCAGAACAAACAGAUCGAUACACUACGUUUACGCAACCUAUGGAACAAAUCUCCACUACAAAGCAAUAUAGCACACCUGAAUAUUCUACAGAAAUAUAUUCUACCACUGAACAAUUUAAAAUAUCACAAGAACCAACAGAACAAUACACUACUUCGAAACAAUACACUUCUACUGAAGCGUCUACAGGACAGAUCUCUACCACAAAAGGGUAUUCCACUACAAUAGGAUUUAAGACAUCAGAACAGCCUACCACAUUUGAUCAGUCUACAACAAAGCUCUCUACUACAGAACAGUACAGCACAUCUGAACAGUUUAUUACAUCUACGCAGUCGACACAAUAUAAUAUAACUGAAUAUUCCACAGAAGAAUAUUUUACCACAGAGCAAUUUGUUACAUCUGAAAAAUCUACAGAUCAGUAUCUGACUACAGAAUAUUUUACGACGUCUGAAAUUAUUCAGAAAACAGAUAUAUUUUGUACCUUACAUACAGAUUGUACCGAAUGCGAAAUUUGUAUCGAUGGUCUUUGUCGAAAUCCAUGUAAAACUGACAAUCCGUGUCCAGAGAACGUUUCAUGCGACGUUGUAAAUCAUCGGCCUGUGUGCUUAGACUCAAGUACCGAGCAGAGUACGUCUAAUUGUAGCGUACUCCCAGAUGUGAAAUGCACAACGCACAGCGACUGUCCCAUUGAAUUGGCUUGCGUAAAUCAUCAGUGCGUAAAUCCUUGCGCUUUGGGUAAUCCGUGCGACUUCGUCGAAGCUUGUCAUGUUCAGCAUCAUAGACCAGUCUGUGUUAAAGUAGAAAGCAACGAGGCAGAAUGUCCUUACUGUCCACCUGGUACACUAUGUGACUCAUCGACGAACACUUGCAUCAAAGCGGGUUGCACUAGCAACGGGGAUUGUUCCCUGACAGAGGCGUGCAUUGGGCACACUUGCCAGGAACCGUGCCGAGUUCGAAAUCCUUGUGCGGAACACGCUGUUUGUAUUAAUACAAAUCAUGGAGCAGAUUGUAGUUGCGAAGAAGGUUAUCAUGGAAAUGGAUUCUCCUAUUGCGAUUUACAGGAAGAAGCAAAGAAUAUUUGCCAAUAUAACGAAGAUUGUCCUCCACAUAAAUACUGUGAUCGACUCAACAGGCAAUGCAUCAAUCCUUGCAUCGAAUUUGAUUGCGGAGAUAAUGCGAAGUGCGUCUCUAGUAAUCAUCAAGCGCAGUGUAUAUGUCUUCCAGGAUAUCAAGGAAAUCCUCAUGUUGGUUGUCAAGAGAUAGUGUCGACUGUCGAUCCUUGCGUUCCAAAUCCAUGCGGUUUGAAUGCUUUAUGUGAGAAUGACAAUGGAAAUCCCGUCUGUUUCUGUCCGAAAGGUCUAACUGGAAGUCCAUUUGAGCAAUGCAUUCCCGAAGGUGAUCAAUGUGAAGGUAAUCCUUGUGGUGUCAAUUCUGGAUGCCGGGUUAUAAAUGGACAGGUGAAGUGCUUCUGUCUGCCAGGAUACGAAGGUGAUCCACCGCAUUUCCCUUGUACACUUCCUAGUACCUCCUGCGAUCCUUCUCCAUGCGGUCCCAAUACUCGCUGUUCCGUGUUGGACAAUGGCUUUGCAAAAUGUACCUGUCUACCUGGAUACAUUGAAAGCCCCAAUACUAUUAGAGGAUGCGUACCGAAAGCUGAUCAAUGUGAAUUUAAUCCGUGUGGUUUUGGCGCGAGGUGUAACAGCACGAGGGUUCCGCCUUGUUAUUGUCCUGAUUUCACGAUUGGAAACCCAUAUAAGAGUUGCGGAGCGCGACCAACGGAACCAUACGAUCCUUGUUUAUUAUCACCGUGUGGCAAAAACGCUAUUUGCACGGCGAUCGAUGGCAUAGCCAAAUGCACGUGCAUACCGCCAUUUGUUGGCAAUCCCUAUAUAGAUGGUUGUGAGGCUGAGUGCAUCAUUAAUCGGGAUUGUGAAAGUCAUCUGGCUUGUUUCAAUCAACAUUGCAGAGAUCCAUGUCCAGGCGUAUGUGGUGCUAAUGCGCAUUGCGAAGUCGUCGAUCACCUUCCAAUGUGUUCUUGUUUACCAGGAUAUACCGGAGAUCCGUUUAGAGCUUGCAAAGUAGAAAGACCUAUAGUACCAGAUCAAAAUCCGUGCAUGCCAUCACCUUGCGGCCCACACAGCGUCUGCCGUGUAAUGAACGAUCGUGCAGUUUGCUCAUGUAGUCCAGGUUAUCAAGGUACUCCGCCGCAUUGCCGUCCGGAGUGUCUCGUCAGUACGGAAUGCCCGGCUCAUUUGGCUUGCAUUAAUCAAAAAUGUAAUGAUCCUUGUCCGGGAUUGUGUGGUUUCAAUGCUGAUUGCCAGGUCAUAAAUCACAACCCAAUCUGCAGUUGUCCUCGUCAAUAUGUCGGUGAUCCAUUCACGCAUUGCGCCAAGGAAGAACCUAUACUGCCAACAACGAAUCCUUGUUUGCCAUCGCCUUGCGGACCUAACGCUGAUUGUCGCGUUCAAGAGGAUCAUCCGAUAUGCACAUGCAUUAGUGGUAUGUUCGGAGCUCCGCCGAAUUGUAGACCAGAAUGUGUGAUAGAUCAGGACUGCAUUAGCUCCUUAGCUUGUAUUCAAAAGAAAUGUUUGGAUCCGUGCGUUGGAUCAUGCGGAUUUAACACGAACUGUACGGUGCAGAAUCAUCGACCUAUAUGCCAUUGUUACGAAGGCUACGAAGGCGAUCCUUUUUCAGGCUGCGCCAAAGCUGUCUUCCCAGUGCAAUUGCCAUGCGAUCCAUCGCCAUGUGGUACGAACGCCGUAUGUAAAGAGCGUAAUGGUGCGGGAUCUUGCACUUGUUUACCUGAUUACACUGGUGAUCCCUAUGAGGGCUGCAGACCGGAAUGCGUUCAGAAUUCAGAUUGCGCUCACACGAAAGCUUGCAUUAACAAUAAGUGCAAGGACCCAUGUGUGGGAGCGUGCGGAAUUAAUGCGCAAUGCCAAGUCUAUAAUCACCAACCAUCUUGCAGUUGCCUCUAUGGUUACACUGGAGAUCCACUUACGUCUUGUCACUUACCAAUAAAGCCUGCAAUACCAGAUGAUACAUGCCAACCAUCUCCCUGCGGCCCGUAUAGCAAUUGCCGCGUUAUUGAUAACCAUGCAGUAUGCUCUUGUCAACCUAAUUACAUUGGCAGUCCACCGUCAUGCCGGCCAGAAUGCGUAGUCAGUACGGAUUGUAGCCCGAACACAGCGUGUAUCAAUCAGAGGUGUAAGGAUCCAUGUAUAGGCACGUGCGGAGUGAAUGCGGACUGUCGGGUGAUUAAUCAUAAUCCAGUCUGUAUUUGUGCGAUUGGCUAUAGCGGGGAUCCGUUCUUUGGAUGCGUCAAGGAAGAAAUAACACCGAUACCAAAACCAAGCGGCAAUCCUUGCGUCCCUUCGCCAUGCGGACCAAAUUCUCAGUGUCGAGUGAUCGACGGUUUUCCGGCGUGCUCAUGUUUACCGAAUUACGUGGGUCGCGCACCAAAUUGUCGUCCUGAGUGUGUCAUAAAUGAAGGAUGCCCCGGAAAUUUGGCGUGCCAGAAUGAACAAUGCGUGGACCCGUGCCCAGGCUCUUGCGGCGUGAACACGUAUUGCAAUGUCGUAAAACACAAUCCUGUUUGCAUCUGUAACAAUGGCUUUACGGGCGAUCCGUUCACAGAAUGCAUACCCAUCGUAGAAGUACCUAUUACGACGGAGCAACCACGCACUCCCUGCAAUCCGUCGCCGUGCGGUGCUAACGCAGUAUGCAACGAACGAAACGGCGUCGGAUCUUGCACGUGUCUACCGCAGUACUUCGGCGAUCCGUACAUUGCUUGCAGACCUGAAUGUGUGACUAACGCUGAUUGCGAUCGUAGCAAGGCUUGCCUGAACAAUAAGUGCACCAAUCCUUGCCCCGGCACUUGCGGCCAGGACGCCACUUGUCGCGUAGUAAAUCACGCUCCGAUGUGCUCCUGCCUACCUGGUUACACUGGUGAUCCGGUGAACGGCUGUACCAUCAUCGAUGUCAUAACACCGUUACCAGUGCCGAUCAAUCCUUGCGAUCCGUCACCAUGCGGACCCAACAGCAACUGUCGAACGCAUGACGGACACGCAGUGUGCCUCUGUCAACCAGGCUUUUCUGGAGUCCCGCCAACCUGCCGACCGGGUUGUAUUGUCAGUUCGGAAUGUCCACAGAAUAGAGCAUGCAUCAAUAACAAGUGCGCGGACCCGUGUCCAGGUUCUUGCGGACAGAACACGAAUUGCCUUACGGUAAAUCACAAUCCUAUCUGCAGCUGUGCCAGCGGCUACUCCGGAGAUCCCUUCGUCCAUUGCACGAGGAUCAGCACUACAUCGCCGUUACCGAAAGGAGGAGAUCCUUGUAUACCGAAUCCGUGCGGCCCGAACUCGCAAUGCAGAGUGAUAGGCUCGCAGCCAGCAUGUUCCUGCUUGCAAAAUUAUAUCGGCCGUCCACCAAACUGCAGACCAGAGUGUACCGAUAAUUCGGAAUGCUUCAACACCGCGGCGUGCAUCAAUCAGAGAUGCAAGAAUCCCUGUCCUGGCGCUUGCGGCGAGAUUGCCAGAUGUACAGUGCAGCAUCACAUUCCGAUUUGCACUUGUCCAGAAGGAUACGAAGGCGAUCCUACUGUGCGCUGCGUCUUAGUCACUCCACCAGCGACAGACAGAACCGAGUCGAAUCCAUGCUCGCCGAAUCCUUGUGGUCCCAAUGCACAAUGUCGCGAAAGAAACGGAGCUGGUGCCUGUGGAUGUCCACCUGACUUAAUAGGCGAUCCUUACGAUGUUAUCAGAGGAUGUCACAGAGAAUGCGAAACGAACAACGACUGCGCGUCGCAGCUGGCGUGUGUUGGCUUCAAAUGCACAGAUCCGUGUCCGAACACGUGUGGAACAUUGUCUAUCUGUAACGUACAAGCGCAUGUUCCUGUUUGCCUGUGUCCACCAGGAUAUACCGGAGAUCCGUAUUUUGCUUGCGAAAUUGAAGCAAUAAUAAAACCAUUGGAACCAUGUUCUCCCUCACCUUGUGGGCCCAACAGUAAAUGUCGAGUUGUCAACGGUCAAGCUGUAUGUACCUGUUUACCAGAGUACAGAGGCAUUCCACCGUCUUGCAGACCAGAAUGUAUCGUUAAUGCAGAGUGUCCACCUCAUUUAGCAUGUAUAAAUAAAAAAUGCACCGAUCCUUGUCCGAAUACCUGUGGAUUGAGGGCACAAUGUAUUACUAAAAACCACAAUCCAAUUUGCACUUGCCCAGCCGGUUUUACAGGAGAUCCUUUCACUUUCUGCUCGCCAUACGUUACUACUGAAUCCCCGAUAACAGAGCGGCCACCAUCUUGCACCCCAUCACCCUGUGGUCCGAAUUCCUUGUGUCAAAUAAUAUCCGGCAAUCCUGCUUGCUCUUGCUUGCCAAAUUAUAUUGGCGUACCGCCGCAAUGCCGACCGGAAUGCAUCUUAAGUUCCGAAUGUAAGAGUCAUCUUGCAUGUGUCAACCAGAAGUGUGCAGAUCCAUGUCCAGGCUCAUGCGGAAUAAAUGCUCAAUGUCACGUAUUAAAUCAUCUGCCAGUUUGUACGUGCAUGGAAGGUUUCACCGGAGAUCCAUUUGCGCAAUGCAGCAUUAUUCCGCCAGUUACAGAACCACCAUCCACGGAUCCUUGCGCUUUAUCCCCGUGUGGUUCGAACGCCAUAUGCGAUCAUGGUGAAUGCAGAUGCUUGCCCGAAUAUAUUGGUAAUCCUUAUGAGGCCUGUCGUCCCGAAUGCAUUCUCAAUUCGGAAUGUGCUCGCGACAAAACUUGUCUGAGGUACAAAUGCAAGGAUCCCUGUCCCGGAAUAUGCGGUCAAAAUGCGCGAUGCGACGUGGUGAAUCACAUUCCCGUUUGCUCUUGUCCAUCCGGAUACGUAGGUGAUCCGUUCGUCAGCUGUCGUGUUCAACCUAGAGUACCGGAUUCUCGAAAGGAUCCGUGCACGCCCUCGCCCUGCGGUCCGAACAGUCAAUGCCGCAAUAUCGAGGAUCACGCUGUGUGCUCGUGUCUCCGAGGCUACCUCGGUUCGCCGCCAUCCUGCAGACCAGAGUGUAUCGUUAGCUCUGAAUGUCCACCAACGCGAGCCUGCGUAAACAAAAAGUGUACAGACCCAUGCCUGGGUUCCUGCGGCUUGAACGCGAGAUGCGAAGUGAUCAACCACUCGCCGAUAUGCAGUUGUUUACCUGGACAGACUGGAGAUCCGUUCAAGAGCUGUUAUGAUAUUCCAUUGCCAGCGGAACCUAAGGAUCAGGGCGAUCCUUGCAUUCCUUCGCCGUGUGGACCAAAUGCACUUUGUCAUAAUGCAAAUGGACAACCGUCAUGUUCGUGUUUGCCAACGUACAUCGGCACUCCACCAUCAUGUCGACCGGAGUGUUUGAUUAAUCCUGAUUGCCCGCCAGAAAGAUCCUGCAUAAAUAUGAAAUGUAAAGAUCCCUGUCCGGGAUCCUGCGGGGACAAUGCUGAGUGCAAAGUGGUGAACCACGCAGUGACUUGUUCGUGUAAAAUCGGUUACACGGGUAAUCCGUUUGUGCAAUGCGUGUUUGAAGAAGAGGAACCGAUGAAUCCGUGCGAACCUUCGCCGUGCGGAGCUAAUGCGAUCUGUCAGCAACGAGACAACGCUGGCGCUUGCAUAUGCAUCGAUGACUAUCAAGGAAAUCCUUACGAAGGCUGUCAACCGGAAUGCGUCCUCAGCGCGGAUUGCCCUACGAACAAGGCUUGCGUUGGCAAUAAGUGCAAAGAUCCUUGUCCAGGCAUAUGCGGCGUCCGGGCGCAGUGUUCAGUGAUCAAUCAUAUUCCUACGUGUACUUGCGAGCCUGGAUACAUCGGAGAUCCAUUUUCAAUUUGCACUCUUCAACCGGAAAUAGAGACCGAGCCCACUGUCAGAGAUCCGUGCUCGCCCUCACCUUGCGGGCCAAACAGCUUGUGUCGCGCUAUAAACAACCAAGCGGUGUGCACGUGCCAAGAAUCCUUCGUGGGUGUCCCGCCGAAUUGCAAGCCGGAAUGUGUCGUCAAUUCAGAGUGUCCGCAAAAUAGAGCAUGCUACAAGUACAAAUGUACAGAUCCUUGCCCUGGCACUUGUGGAAUCGAAGCCAAUUGCCGUGUUAUCAAUCACAAUCCACUCUGCAGCUGUCCACAAGGAAAGACGGGUGAUCCCUUCUCCAGAUGUUUCCCUGAACCUGUUGUGUCGCUACCGCCAAUGGAUCCUUGUUUCCCUAAUCCAUGUGGACUCUACGCGGAAUGCAAAGUAGUCAAUGAUCAAGCCGCAUGUACUUGCUUGAAAAAUUAUAUAGGGAUACCACCCAAUUGCCGUGCAGAGUGCGUAGUUAAUACAGACUGUCCGUCGGAUCAAGCUUGUAUUUCGGAAAAAUGUCGCGAUCCAUGCAUCGGCUCCUGCGGUCAAAAUGCUGAUUGUCGAGUACAGAAUCACAUACCUAUUUGUUUGUGCCAACCCGGAUAUUCCGGCGAUGCUUUCAGUCUGUGUACAAUAAUUAAAGAACAACCAAAGAUUCCCGAAGACUUGUGCAAUCCGUCACCUUGCGGACCUAACGCGGAAUGCAACGAAGGUGUGUGCAGGUGCUUCCCUAACUAUUUCGGGGAUCCAUAUUCGUAUUGUCGACCGGAAUGUACGAUGAAUUCAGAUUGUCCUCGCGUCAAAACUUGCAUCAAUCAAAAUUGCGUGGAUCCUUGCCCAGGCACAUGCGGUCGCGAUGCACGUUGCGACGUUGUUAAUCACCUCCCAAUGUGCAGCUGCCCGCCUGGUUAUACCGGAAAUCCGUUCCUUCUAUGCCGACCACAUAUACCGGAUGAUACCAUUAAACAGCCUUGCACACCUUCGCCUUGUGGACCAAACAGCAUCUGCAAAGUUGUGAGUGAUCAUGCUGUUUGUUCAUGUCAACCUGGUUUAAUUGGCAGUCCACCCGCCUGCAAACCAGAAUGCGUUGUCAGCGGGGACUGUCCAUUGACACAAGCAUGUCUGAAUAAUAAAUGUCAAGAUCCGUGCCCAGGCACGUGCGGACAGAACACAAACUGUCAAGUGGUUAAUCAUAAUCCAAUAUGUAGCUGUUCUGAAUCUUACACCGGCGAUCCCUUCACCAUAUGUUAUCCACAGCCAAAAACACCACCUGCACCGAUGAACCCAUGUUUGCCAUCGCCUUGCGGUCCGAAUGCAGAGUGUCAAGUGAGGGGUGACAGUCCUGCGUGUUCAUGUAUCGAAAAUUACAUUGGUUUACCGCCAAAUUGUCGACCGGAGUGCACUAUCAAUCCGGAGUGUCCACCGCAGUUGGCGUGUAUGCAACAAAAGUGUCGCGAUCCGUGUGUCGGUCUGUGCGGUCUAAACGCUCAGUGCUCGGUAGUGAAUCAUCAUGCGGUUUGCGUGUGCAUCGCCGGAUACAGCGGAAAUCCAUUCAGCGCUUGCGAACGAGUACCUGAGGAUACGCCCCUAGACAUAAGAAAACCGUGCGAGCCUUCCCCUUGUGGUCUCAAUGCCGUCUGUCGCGAAAACAACGGCGUUGGCUCGUGCACCUGUCUGCCGGACUACCUAGGUGACCCCUAUCAAGAAUGCAGACCCGAGUGCACGCAAAAUUCAGACUGUUUGACAAGAAUGGCGUGUGUGGCCCUGAAAUGCAGAGACCCUUGCCCAGGAACAUGCGGAGUGAAUGCCCAAUGCCAAUCGAUUAAUCACUUGCCGAUUUGUACUUGCAUCCCCGGCUAUACCGGCAAUCCCUUUACGCUCUGUUCCCCGAUAGUUGAAGCCCUCCUGCCAGAAACAAACCCGUGCAGCCCAUCCCCCUGUGGACCAAAUAGUAAAUGUCGAGACGUAAACGGUCUUGCCGUUUGCACCUGUCUGCCAAAUUUUAUCGGCAACCCUCCGAACUGUCGGGCUGAAUGCGUGGUGAACAGCCAAUGCUCUCUGGAUCUUGCUUGCAUCAAUCAGAAAUGUAUAUCGCCCUGCCCGGACCCAUGCGGAAUAAACACACAGUGCAGAGUGAUCAGUCACAGCCCUAUCUGUGUCUGCAACCUCGGUUAUACCGGGGACCCCUUUACGAGAUGUUUCCCUACCCCACAACAACUAGAUUUUCCCAAAGCCCCCAAAGACCCAUGUUUACCCUCUCCAUGUGGUGUGUACGCGGAGUGCAGAAAUAUUGGUGGCACACCGUCGUGCUCCUGUUUGCCGACCUACAGAGGAUCACCGCCGAAUUGUCGUCCAGAAUGCCGCGUGAAUUCCGAAUGUCCAAUGAAUCUCGCUUGCAGCAACGAGAGAUGCAGAGAUCCCUGUUUAGGCUCCUGCAGCACCACUUCAUUGUGUACAGUCUAUAAUCAUGUACCCGUGUGCACCUGUCCCGAGGGUUACACCGGUGACCCUUUCAGUAGUUGUUAUCCUAGACCAACAACGGCACCUGCAGUUAUCGACCCUUGUAAUUUAAAUCCUUGUGGACCGAAUGCACGAUGCAACAAUGGCAUCUGCAUAUGUCUAUCCGAAUACCAGGGCGAUCCUUACGUGGGUUGCCGUCCCGAGUGUGUCAUGAAUACCGAUUGCGCCCACGAUCGUGCGUGCAUUCGCAACAAAUGCCUGGAUCCCUGUCCGGGCACGUGCGGUCGAAAUGCAUUGUGCUCCGUAUAUAAUCACGUCCCUAUGUGCACCUGUCCAGCUGGAAUGGCUGGCAAUGCCUUCGUUCAAUGUUCCAUAGUCGAAGAUACCCCGAAAGGAGAUCCCUGCUCACCUUCGCCCUGCGGACCCAACAGUGUUUGCCGAGAAAACAAUAGGCAACCUGUAUGCUCGUGUGUGCCAGGAUUCCUUGGCGUACCGCCAGCGUGCAGGCCGGAAUGCACUGUCAGUUCUGAGUGUCUUCUGACAGAAGCAUGCAGUAAUCAAAAAUGCAUAAACCCUUGUCUCGGUGCAUGCGGAAUUCAAGCCACAUGCCAAGUGAUCAAUCAUAAUCCCAUAUGUAGCUGUGGAGAACUCACCGGAGAUCCAUUCAUUCGGUGUAUUCCACGACCACUCGAACCCGUGUUGCAAACAAAUCCCUGUGUGCCAUCUCCUUGUGGAGCGAACGCCGAGUGUCAGGUUGUAGGCGAUACUCCCUCAUGCUCGUGUCUAGCUGGAUUCUUGGGUGCACCACCAUACUGUAAACCAGAAUGCAUUAGCAACAAUGAAUGUUUUGCUCAUUUGGCGUGCAUGAAUCAGAAAUGUAGAGAUCCUUGCGAAGGUUCCUGUGGUCUUAACGCCGAGUGUCGUGUGGUAAGCCACACACCAAUGUGCGUUUGUCCUAGCGAUCUCACCGGCGAUCCGUUUACACAAUGUACAAUGAAACCACCCAUACGAGUCCCACAAUCACCCUGUAAACCAUCACCUUGUGGCUUUAAUGCCGUUUGCAAAGAACAGUUCGGUGCUGGAUCCUGUUCUUGCUUACCAGAUUAUGUCGGCAAUCCUUACGAAGGAUGUCGACCAGAAUGCGUGGUUGACACGGAUUGCAUAUCUAUUCUUGCUUGCGUACAAUCCAAGUGCAGAGACCCAUGUCCUGGUGCCUGCGGACAAUUCGCCGAAUGCCAAGUUAUCAAUCAUCGACCCUCUUGCACAUGUAUUGCCGGUUAUAGCGGCAAUCCUUUCCAAUACUGCACUAUAAUGCGCGAUAUCGUCAAGACCCCGAGGGAUGUUUGUAAUCCGUCGCCUUGCGGACCCAACAGCCAAUGUCGCGUUAAUAACGAUCAAGCAGUCUGUUCUUGCCUACCGAAUUUCAUCGGUAGCCCACCUGCGUGUCGCCCUGAAUGCGUCACAAGCUCAGAUUGUUCUCUUAAUCUUGCUUGUUUGAAUCAAAAGUGCCAAGAUCCUUGCCCUGGCUCCUGUGGCAGAAAUUCGAAUUGCAGAGUCAUCAAACACAAUCCGAUUUGCUCUUGCAGGAACGGUUUUACCGGCGAUCCAUUUACCGCAUGCUUCCAGACCCCUGUGAGUCCGCCCAUUGUAAGUGACAUUUCGAGAGACCCAUGCGUACCGUCACCCUGUGGCACAUUUUCCGAAUGUCGCGAUAUAGGAGGAGUGCCAUCGUGUUCUUGUUUACCAACGUAUAAAGGCAGUCCGCCAAAUUGUAAACCAGAAUGCACUAUCAAUGCAGAAUGUCCAGCUAAUAUGGCGUGUAUGCAACAAAGAUGUAGAGAUCCCUGUCCAGGCUCAUGCGGCUUUAUGGCCGAAUGCAGUGUCGUAAAUCAUGUGCCGAUUUGUUCGUGUUUGCCCGAUUACACCGGUGACCCUUUUACCGGGUGUUUCGCAAAACCACUCGUUGUUGCCCCCUCCAAACCGGAUCCAUGCACACCUUCGCCUUGCGGACCCAAUACGCAAUGUAAUGGAGGAAUUUGCGUUUGCAUAGCGGAAUAUUUCGGAGACCCUUAUAGCGGUUGUCGGCCAGAAUGCGUAUUGAACAAUGAUUGCCCAAACACGCAGGCUUGCGUGCAAAAUAAAUGCGUGGAUCCUUGCCCAGGUGUUUGCGGUCAAAAUGCUAUGUGCAAUGUGUACAAUCAUGUUCCUAUGUGUAGUUGUCCCUCUGGAAUGGAUGGAAAUGCUUUCGUCUUGUGUUCUCCCGUACCAGCACCACCUAUUAGCAAUCCAUGUAAUCCGUCCCCAUGUGGUCCAAACAGUCAAUGCCGACAAAAUAAUAUGCAGGCUGUAUGUAGUUGCAUAAGUGGAUUUGUCGGCGCUCCUCCGACUUGUAGGCCCGAAUGUGUAAUUAGCUCGGAUUGUCCGAAGAACGAGGCGUGUACCAAUCAAAAAUGUCGGGAUCCUUGUCCGGGAAGUUGUGGGCGUAACACAGUCUGCAACGUCAUUAAUCACAAUCCUGUCUGCGUAUGCCGUCCUGGAAUGACCGGAGAUCCGUUUAUUAAUUGUUUCCCUCUUCCUGAGGAACCAUUACCUGUGCUUAAUCCUUGUCAACCGUCACCGUGUGGACCAAACGCGCAAUGCCAAGUGAUUAAUGAUCAACCCUCUUGCUCGUGUUUGCAAGAAUUUAUCGGAGCACCCCCGAAUUGCCGGUAUGAGUGUAUCAGCAAUAGCGAGUGCUCAAACAAAAUGGCUUGCAUCAACCAAAAAUGUCGCGAUCCGUGCAUCAAUGCAUGCGGUAUCAAUGCCGUUUGCAAUGUUGUUAGCCACACGCCGAUGUGCGCGUGUACUCCUGGUUAUACUGGCGAUCCGUUUACUCAGUGUUCUCCGCAACAAUUCGAUAUACAACCCAGCGUUCCCACGCCAUGCACACCAUCUCCGUGUGGUGCAAAUGCAAUAUGCAGAGUUCAGCAAAAUGCUGGCUCUUGUUCAUGCUCACCUGAUUAUAUCGGUAAUCCUUACGAAGGAUGCAGACCCGAGUGUACACUCAAUUCCGAUUGUCCUUCCAAUCAGGCGUGUAUCGGUUUGAAAUGUAAAGAUCCGUGUCCAGGAACGUGUGGCCAAAACGCGCAGUGUUACGUGAUUAAUCACGCACCAACUUGCACUUGUUUCGAGCGAUAUACGGGAAAUCCAUUCAUAUUCUGCAAUCUCGUCGUCGAAGCCCCGGUUGUAGCAGAUAACAUUAAUCUUUGUCAACCAUCCCCUUGCGGACCAUAUAGUCAAUGCAGAGUAAGCAACGGCCAAGCUGUUUGUUCUUGCUUGCCGGCUUAUAUCGGCGCACCACCCGGUUGUAGACCGGAAUGCACAGUUAGCACGGAUUGUCUGACGAAUCUCGCUUGCGAGAAUAACAAAUGCGUUGAUCCUUGUCCCAAUUCCUGCGGUCAAGGUACGACGUGUAGAGUCGUGAACCAUAGUCCAAUAUGUAUAUGCAAACCAGGAUUCAGCGGUGAUCCAUUCAUACGCUGCUUAUUUGUACCACCUACUCCGACGACCUACUUACCGAGUCAGCCUUCGGAUCCUUGCAUACCUUCUCCAUGCGGACCCAACUCGCAGUGUCGCAAUAUCAAUGGUUAUCCAUCUUGUUCUUGUAUGAUUAAUUAUAUUGGUACGCCACCAAAUUGUCGUCCCGAAUGCGUUAUUGCUGCUGAUUGUCCGAGCAAUCAGGCUUGCAUUCGCGAGAGAUGCCAAGAUCCCUGUCCAGGUUCUUGCGGCCUUAAUGCCGAUUGUACUGUUCACAACCACAUUCCAAUCUGCAGAUGUAUAGAGAGCUAUACUGGCGAUCCGUUUAAUGGUUGUCAACCUGUGCCAAUUUACAACGAGCCAAUCCAGCCAAUUGAUCCGUGCAGUAAAUCACCCUGUGGACCAAAUGCACAAUGCAAUAAUGGCAUUUGCACUUGUUUACCUGAAUAUUUUGGCGAUCCAUAUAUUGGUUGUCGACCAGAAUGCGUACUCAGUACAGACUGCUCAAUCGACAAGACGUGCAUACGAAACAAAUGUGUCGAUCCUUGUCCAGGUACUUGUGGACAAAAUAGUUUAUGUAAUGUGAUAAAUCACACACCGAUGUGCAGUUGUCCCCCUGGUACUUCUGGAAAUGCGUUCAUUUCUUGCGAUGCAAUAAGAGUUUUACCUGUGACAAGACCGUGCAGCCCGAAUCCUUGUGGUCCAAACAGCAUAUGUCGAGAAUUAAAUGGACAAGCGGUGUGCGCUUGUGCGCCAGAAUUCCUCGGAUCACCACCUCUCUGCCGACCUGAAUGCACUCUUAGCUCCGAUUGUCGUCCCAAUGAAGCUUGCGCUAAUCAGAAAUGCAGAGAUCCUUGUCCCGGUACAUGCGGCAUCCAAGCAAGAUGCGUAGUCGUCAACCAUAAUCCUGUUUGCUCAUGUCCCGACCGCUACACAGGCGACCCGUUCAUUAGAUGCGAUGUUAUGAAACCAGUAGCGCCUGUAGUAAUAAACCCUUGUCAGCCUUCACCCUGCGGUCCGUACGCUCAGUGCCAAGUCGUUAACGAUUUACCAUCCUGCUCGUGCCUACCCGAGUACAAAGGCUCGCCUCCGUAUUGUCAACCCGAAUGUAUUUCCAAUCCUGAGUGCCCCAGCCAUCAAAGUUGUGUGCGGCAAAAGUGCAGAGACCCUUGCCCAGGUUUAUGCGGGGAGAAUGCGGAAUGCCAUGUGGUACAACACGUGCCCCAUUGCGUCUGUUCCUAUGGUCUCACUGGCGACCCGUAUACACGCUGUUCUGCGAUGCCACGCCCAAUAGAACUGGAACCAGAACCGUCACCCUGCGCAAAGUUCGAAUGCGGCGCAAAUGCAAUAUGUAGAGAACGAGACGGUGUUGCAAUUUGUCAGUGUAUCUCUAGCUAUGUCGGAAACCCGUACUUAGCCUGCCGACCCGAAUGCGUCAUUAAUCCUGACUGUUCAUCAAAUUUGAUAUGUGUAAGAAACAAGUGCACCAAUCCUUGUGCCGGCAUGUGCGGCCAAAAUGCCGAAUGCUCGGUUGUCAAUCAUCAACCAAUGUGCACAUGUCUUCCCGGAUAUACCGGAGACCCCUUCAUUAGUUGUUCUGUAGAUAAAAUAAUUUCCGACGAGAACGUUUGUGCCCCAUCACCCUGUGGACCCAACAGCAAAUGCAAAGAAGUGUCCGGACAGGCUGUCUGUUCAUGCCUUCCGACGUACAUUGGAACCCCACCUGCAUGUAGACCUGAAUGUAUCGCUAGCUCAGAGUGUUCCCCGCAAUUAGUGUGCAAGGAUUACAAAUGCGUAAAUCCCUGCCCAAGCCCAUGUGGACUCAAUACGAAUUGCGUAGUCGUUAAUCACAGCCCCAUCUGCAGUUGUAUGUCCGGUUACAGUGGAGAUCCAUUCACCAUAUGCUCGUUAAUUCCACCUAUAACACCACCAUUAGUACAGAAAGACCCUUGCGUGCCAUCCCCGUGCGGUAGUUUCUCCCAAUGCAGAAAUAUCGGUGAUUCUCCCGCGUGUACUUGCCUGGAGAAUUACAUGGGUCAACCGCCCAAUUGCAGACCCGAAUGUACCAUACACUCGGAAUGCCCAAGCGAUAGAGCCUGCAUCAACAUGAAGUGUGUGGAUCCAUGUCCCGGCUCAUGCGGCACCAAUGCCCUAUGUUCGGUCAUUAAUCACAUUCCCACAUGUAGAUGUCCCGAGGGAUAUACUGGAAAUACAUUUGUUCUUUGCGAGAUAUUGCCAGCAACACCGACUCCAAUCUCAGUCGAAGAUGCCUGUGUCCCGUCACCCUGUGGCCCUAACGCGCAAUGCUUUGACGGUAUUUGUACUUGCCUGCCGGAGUUCCGAGGAGAUCCUAAUGUAGGUUGCCGACCGGAAUGUGUCCUAAACACGGAUUGUCCUCGCGAUAGAGCGUGCAUACGUAAUAAAUGUCUGGACCCAUGCCCCGGAGCUUGCGCCAUUAAUGCGUUAUGCACCGUGAUCGGUCACGUCCCCAUGUGCAGUUGCCCUGGAAAUAUGACCGGCAAUGCAUUCAGCCAAUGCACACCUCUACAAGACAUGCCACCCGCUAAUCCAUGCGCCCCUUCACCCUGCGGACCAAACAGCGAAUGUCGCGUUAUAAAUAACCAGGCGGUCUGUUCCUGUGUAAGAGGAUAUUUAGGUAGUCCUCCGACAUGCAGGCCCGAAUGCAUAGUCAGCACGGAUUGCCCCCAGAAUGAGGCUUGUAGCAACCAGAAGUGUACGAACCCUUGUCCUGGAAGUUGUGGAUUAGGCGCAUCCUGUCAAGUAGUGAAUCAUAAUCCAAUUUGCGUUUGUCCACCCUCUCAAACAGGCGAUCCUUUUGUUAGAUGCUAUUUAUUACCACCACAAACACCUACGUUACCCCCUACGCCAUGCAAGCCAAAUCCGUGUGGUCCCAACUCACAAUGUCAACCGCGCGGCGAUCAGUCUAUAUGCACUUGUUUACCUGAUUUUAUCGGCAAUCCUCCCAAUUGCAGAGCAGAGUGCGUCAGUAACAGUGAAUGUUCUAAUCAUUUAGCUUGUAUUAAUAAGAAAUGUCAGGAUCCGUGCGUUGGCUCUUGCGGUGCGAGCGCUAAUUGCCAUGUUGUCAGUCAUACCCCAAUGUGUUCUUGCAUAAACGGUUAUACUGGUGAUCCAUUCACACAAUGCAUCUUGAGAGAACCCACACCUUUGCCGCCUGCACCUGUUGAUCCCUGCACUCCCUCUCCUUGCGGCUCCAAUGCAGUAUGCAAGGAAUUUAACGGUGCCGGUUCAUGUACAUGUUUACCGAAUUAUACCGGCAACCCGUACGAAGGAUGCAGACCGGAGUGUGUCAUAAAUUCGGAUUGCCCUGCCAAUUUGGCUUGUAUAAAUACAAAAUGUAGAGAUCCAUGUCCGGGAUCGUGCGGGCGCAAUGCGUUAUGUCAGGUAGUCAACCAUUUGCCGGUAUGCAACUGUUACCCUAGACACACCGGUGACGCCUUCUUAUAUUGCACCCCGGUAGAAAUAGAAGGAGAUAGUGCUGUCAGUAAUCCUUGUGAACCAUCACCAUGUAGGCCCAAUAGUUUGUGUCGCGUUGUGGAUAAUACGAGCGUUUGUACUUGCUUACCCGAUUUCCAAUGGGUAGCCAGCCCACCGAACUGUCGCCCUGAGUGCACUGUUAGUGCCGAAUGUGCUUUCAAUCUAGCGUGCAUCUCGUAUAAAUGUAGCGAUCCUUGUCGUACAUUAUGCGGUUCUAACGCAAGAUGCGAAACGAUUAAUCAUAAUCCCAUAUGUUCGUGCCCAUCUGGUUUUACCGGUGACCCAUUCGUUGCCUGCUUUGAAAUGCCACCUAAAGAAGAACGUCCAGUUGUAAAUCCUUGCGCAUCUUCGCCUUGUGGACCUUAUUCGGAAUGUCGCGACAUUAAUGGCCAAGCAUCUUGCGCUUGUUUGUCAACAUAUAUAGGAACACCACCCAAUUGUAGGCCCGAAUGUUCAGUUAAUCCGGAAUGCCCAACUAAUCAGGCGUGUAUACAGAGAAAAUGUCGAAAUCCUUGUGAUGGAGUAUGUGGAGUAGAAGCAAUUUGUAAUGUUAUUCGUCACACACCCACAUGUUCUUGUCCCAGUGGAUUCACUGGCGAUCCAUUUGUAGUGUGUAGACCAAUUCCCGAGGAAGAUACAACACUCAAACCGACGGAUCCAUGCUUAAAUUGCGGCGCGAAUACGCAAUGCUUUAACGGUGUAUGCAGUUGCCUUCCCGAAUAUCAAGGGAAUCCAAAUUUCGGAUGUCGUCCGGAAUGUAUUCUGAAUUUGGACUGUCCUAGAGACCGGGCUUGUAUUAAGAACAAAUGUCAAGAUCCAUGCGGUCUUGGAAUUUGUGGUUUCAAUGCUCUGUGUUCCGUGGUAAAUCACAUACCAGUCUGCACCUGCGCGCAGAGAAUGUCUGGCAAUGCAUUCGUGCAAUGCUCUCCGAUAGACGAUAUGAUACCAAAAGACCCAUGUAACCCGACACCCUGUGGACCAAAUAGUCAAUGCCGAAGAAUAAAGGACCAAGCUGUCUGCUCGUGUCUCCCUGGAUACUUGGACGCACCACCUAAUUGCCGAGCUGAGUGCACUAUUAGUUCUGACUGUCUCGCUAACAUGGCUUGCAAUAAUCAAAAAUGCAUAAACCCCUGUCCUGGAACUUGUGGUAUUAGAGCCCAAUGUACCGUAGUCAAUCACAAUCCGAUUUGCUCUUGUUCCUCCGAGUUGACUGGCGACCCUUUCACUCAGUGUUUCCCAAGACCGGCAGAACCUCUAACACCCAUUAAUCCUUGCGUUCCAUCUCCAUGUGGACUCAACAGUAGAUGCGAAGUUGUAAACAACGCAUACUCGUGCUCUUGCUUGCCAGAGUUUAUUGGUAAUCCGCCAAAUUGUAGACCCGAAUGCGUUAGCAAUGGUGAAUGUCCCACGCAGCUAGCGUGUAUUAAUCAGAAAUGCCGUGAUCCAUGUCCGGGUUCCUGCGGUAUUAAUUCUGAUUGCCGAGUAAUAAGUCACACACCUAUGUGCGUUUGCCUUACCGGAUUUGAAGGAGAUCCGUUUGUAUCAUGCAAUCCCAAACAAAGCGAUGUUAUAAAUGUUGUAAAACCAACACCCUGCGUUCCAUCACCGUGCGGUUUUAAUGCGGUAUGCCGUGAAUCGAAUGGUGUCGGUUCUUGCACUUGUCUGUCAGAUUAUACGGGCAAUCCAUAUGAAGGUUGCCGACCCGAGUGUACGAUUAACUCCGAUUGUACCGCAGACCGAGCGUGCGUCGGAUCGAAAUGUCAGAAUCCCUGUCCUGGUUUUUGCGGGUAUAAUGCGAUUUGCCAAGUAGUGAAUCACGCGCCAUUAUGCACGUGUCAACCUGGAUACAGCGGCAACCCGUUUAUUUCUUGUAACAGAAUUGUGCAAGAAACGACGUUAGAACGUAAUCCAUGCAGUCCUUCUCCCUGUGGACUUAAUAGUCAGUGCCGCGAAUUAAAUGGUCAAGCUGUAUGCUCUUGCUUACCCACAUUUAUUGGAACCCCGCCGACCUGUCGCGCAGAGUGCACUGUCAGUUCCGACUGUCCUGUAAAUCGUGCGUGCAAGAACCGUAAAUGCGUUGACCCGUGCCCCGGAAUUUGUGGAAUUAACGCGAGAUGCGAAGUGAUUAAUCAUAGCCCGAUUUGCAGUUGUAAUCAAGGUUUUACCGGCGAUCCCUUCGUAACGUGCUUCCAAACGCACAUAAACAAAGAUACCCCUCAGACACCAGAAAAUCCGUGCGUUCCAUCUCCUUGUGGUCCGUUUGCCACUUGUCGCGAUAGUGGCUAUGCGGGCGUGCCAACGUGCACGUGUCUGGAAAAUUACAUUGGUAGCCCUCCAAACUGUCGGCCAGAAUGUACCGUAGAUUCCGAGUGCAACAGUAAUCAAGCCUGCUUGAGACAAAAAUGCAGAGAUCCAUGUCUAGGCUCGUGUGGCAUCGGUGCCCAAUGCCUUGUGGUUAAUCAUAUGGCUGUCUGUCUCUGUCCGAAGGGUUACACCGGGGAUGCGUUUGCCAAUUGCUUCCCGGAACCUCCUCCUGCACCUGUACCACAAGAUCCUUGUAAUCCAUCUCCGUGCGGAGCCAAUGCGUUAUGUCGCGACGGUGUCUGCACUUGCUUGCCCGAGUAUCGCGGUGAUCCUUACACAGCGUGUCGACCCGAAUGCGUACAAAAUCCGGAUUGUCCAUUAGACAAGGCAUGCGUUCGUAACAAGUGCUUCGACCCAUGCACUGGAGUUUGCGGGCAAAACGCAAAGUGCACAGUCAUAAAUCACAUUCCAAUGUGCGCUUGCCCAGAUGGAAUGUCCGGUAAUGCAUUUGCUGCGUGCUAUCCGGUCAUUCAAGAUCAAACUGUUGUUGAGAACCCAUGUAAUCCGUCGCCCUGUGGUCCGAACAGUCGAUGCCAAAGCUUUAAUAAUCAAGCAGUAUGUUCGUGUAUACCUGGAUUCAUAGGAAAUCCGCCGGCCUGCCGACCCGAGUGCAUAGUUAACACCGAUUGCGCACUAAACGAAGCUUGCAUCAACAUGAAAUGCGGCAAUCCUUGCCUUGGUGCGUGCGGUAUAACCGCUCGUUGCCAAGUAUUGAAUCAUAAUCCAAUUUGCACCUGUCCUCCUGUAUUCACCGGCGAUCCUUUCAUACGCUGUGUGCCACAACCGGAGGAUGUUCCAAAACCGAUAAACCCAUGUCAACCGUCGCCUUGCGGCCCUAAUUCUCAGUGCCAAGUCAUCAAUGAUACGCCAUCGUGUUCUUGUAUGGUAGAGUUCAUUGGAACGCCACCGAAUUGUAGACCAGAAUGUAUUAGUAACAGCGAAUGUCCGAGUCAAAUGGCAUGUAUGAAUCGCAAAUGUAGAGACCCAUGUCCUGGAUCUUGUCAUCCUCUGGCCAAUUGCUAUGUCGUUAAUCAUGUGCCCACAUGCACGUGUCGUGUUGGUUACACAGGCGAUCCAUUUGUUCAAUGCACGAUCAUACCGAGCGAACCACCAGUACCAAAACAACCUUGUCAACCAUCCCCUUGCGGAACUAACGCCGUAUGUAGAGAACAAAACGGGGUUGGUUCUUGUACAUGCUUGCCCGAGUAUAUUGGAAAUCCUUACGAUGGAUGCCGUCCUGAAUGUACUAUUUCAUCAGACUGCCCCGCGCAUUUAGCUUGCAUCGGAUCGAAGUGUCAGAAUCCAUGUCCCGGUUCAUGUGGCACCAAUACCAAUUGCCAAGUUGUCAACAAUGUCCCCGUUUGCACUUGUAUCCCUGGUUAUACUGGCAAUCCAUAUAUAAAUUGCAUUUAUCAAACUCUCAGCAUUUCCGAUGAGAAGCGUGAACCAUGCAAGCCUUCCCCUUGUGGCCCCAACAGUCAAUGCACUGAUAAUAACGGUCAAGCCGUCUGCUCCUGUUUGCCUCAAUUUAUCGGAACCCCGCCAAAUUGUAGACCGGAAUGUUUAGUAAAUUCAGAAUGUGGAUCGAAUCGAGCAUGUGUGAAUCAAAAAUGUGUAGAUCCAUGCAUCGGCACUUGUGGCCGUGAUGCUCAAUGCAAAAUUAUACAUCACAGUCCUAUUUGUAGCUGCGCAAAUGGCUUUACAGGCGAUCCUUUCAUUUAUUGUUUCGCAGCGCCAAUUUCGAAACCAGAAGAAAAAUACCCGAAGAACCCAUGCUUGCCCUCACCUUGUGGCCCUAAUGCCCUGUGUAGAGCUAUUGGUGACGCACCAGCGUGUAGUUGUAUGCAGAAUUAUAUGGGUGUUCCACCUAAUUGCCGACCCGAAUGUUCAAUAAAUUCGGAUUGUCCUGCUAACAGAGCUUGUGUUAAAGAAAAAUGUAGAGAUCCAUGUCCAGGAUCAUGUGGCUUCUUGGCGCGCUGUUCGGUGAUUAAUCAUACGCCAUCCUGUGUAUGUCCUGAAGGAUAUACCGGUGAUCCCUUUGUCAAUUGCAACAUUUUACCUCAGACACCUCUACCUCCCCCAGACCGAUGUAACCCAUCACCAUGCGGUCAAAAUGCUCAAUGCAACAAUGGAAUUUGUACAUGUAUACCCGAAUACUUUGGAGACCCGUAUGCCGGCUGUCGACCGGAAUGUGUGAUUAACUCCGAUUGUCCCCGCGAUAAGGCAUGCAUGCUCCAUAAAUGUCGCGACCCAUGCAUUGGAACAUGCGGCGUUAAUGCGGAAUGCAUUGUUGUUAAUCACUUGCCUAUGUGUAGUUGCCCAAGAGGUAUGACUGGUAGUGCAUUUGUCUCGUGUACCCCUCUUCAAGAUACGAUCAUCGAGGAACAACCCUGCAAUCCGUCCCCGUGUGGUCCAAAUAGUCACUGUCGUGCGUCAAAUGGCCAAGCGAUUUGCUCAUGCAUAGCCGGAUUUAGAGGCGCCCCACCAUCCUGUAGAUCAGAAUGUCUUAUAAGUGCCGACUGCGCCCGCAACAGAGCCUGCAGCAAUCAAAAGUGCAUCGAUCCAUGCCUUGGUGCAUGUGGAUUAAUUGCGCAAUGUACUGUUGUAAACCAUAAUCCCAUAUGCAGCUGCCCACUCUUGUAUACAGGAGAUCCAUUCGUUCAAUGCGUUCGGCAACCGGAAGAAUCACAGCCACCAAUAGAUCCCUGUCAACCCUCACCUUGCGGUCCGAACGCGAUAUGUCGAGUCCUCAAUGGCGCCCCAUCGUGCUCAUGCUUGCCUCAGUUUAUCGGCACUCCGCCUAGAUGUAAACCGGAAUGUAUCAGUAAUAGCGAAUGUCCUAGUCAGCAAGCUUGCAUUAAUCAGAAGUGCCGUGAUCCUUGUCCAGGAUCGUGCGGCAGGAAUGCAGAAUGUAGAACUGUCAGUCAUACCCCGAUGUGUGUUUGCGCCGGUGACUUUACUGGUGAUCCAUUCACCCAAUGUAAUCCCCGACCGAUCGACACCCCGCUUGCUCCACUGAAUCCAUGCCAGCCAUCGCCAUGUGGCGCGAACGCUAUGUGCCGUGAAAUUUCUGGUUCCGCUUCCUGUACUUGUUUGCCCGAUUUUUAUGGAAACCCGUACGAAGGUUGUAGACCCGAGUGUGUAAUCAACUCUGACUGUACAUCCAAUCGAGCUUGCAUAAGGAAUAGGUGUCAGGAUCCUUGUCCGGGAACAUGUGGUAUCAAUGCGGUUUGCGAAGUUAUUAAUCAUAUACCGGCAUGCAGCUGUCAACCGAGAUAUACCGGAGAACCGUUCAGAUACUGCGAACGCAUACAAGAAACUCCUCCAGUGCCUAUAGGCGACCCUUGUCAGCCGUCGCCGUGCGGUCCGAAUAGUCAAUGCCUCAAUGUAAAUGGAAAAGCCAGCUGUUCAUGUUUAUCCAACUAUCAAGGAACUCCUCCCGACUGCAGGCCUGAAUGUAUUGUUAGCACAGAAUGCUCUAUGAAUCGCGCGUGUGUCAAUCAGAAAUGCGUCGAUCCGUGUCCCGGUGUGUGCGGUAUCAACGCAAAGUGCGAUGCCCUGUCUCACAGUCCAUUCUGCAGUUGCGGACCCGGUCAGAAUGGCGAUCCCUUCGUCAAGUGUUUCGACAUGCCCCUAAUGCCUACACCACCACUACAAGUAAAUCCCUGUGUCCCAUCGCCUUGUGGGCCAUUCUCCGUGUGUCAAGACAACGGAGGCUAUCCGUCUUGCACGUGUAUGUCCAAUUACAUUGGAUCACCACCUUACUGUCGCGCUGAGUGUUCAAUUAACUCUGAUUGCACCAGCAAUAAAGCUUGCAUCAGAGAAAAAUGCAGAGACCCCUGUCCUGGAUCCUGUGGUUUUAACGCCUUGUGCACUGUAAUCAAUCAUACUCCGGCUUGCACGUGUCCCGAAGGCUACACAGGCGAUCCCUUCAGCAAUUGUAACUUGGCCCCCAUGCAGAUUCCCACAGUAACAUCAGACCCAUGUAAUCCAUCGCCAUGCGGGCUCAAUGCCGAGUGCCGUAACGGAAUUUGCAAUUGUAUACCUGAAUAUCGUGGCGAUCCGUAUCGAGAAUGUCGGCCGGAGUGCGUACAGAAUUCCGACUGUCCCUUUAAUAGAGCUUGCGCGAAUAACAAGUGCGUUGAUCCCUGCGUCGGAAUUUGUGGCCAAAAUGCAGAAUGCGCUGUCAUCAAUCACAUAUCCACUUGUAGCUGUAUCAAGGAUUACGAAGGCGAUCCGUUCACCCUCUGUAGACGUGUGCAACCACGCGCCAGACCCUGCGAGCCCUCCCCUUGCGGACCCAACAGCGUUUGCCGUGAAUUCGGCGAGCAAGCCUCUUGUUCUUGUCUACCUGGUUACUUUGGAAUCCCGCCGAGCUGCAGACCCGAAUGUCUCGUUAACACCGAUUGCGAGCAAAACAAAGCUUGCGUGAAUAUGAGAUGUCUUAAUCCCUGUGAAAACGUUUGUGGUCGGAACGCGCUAUGCGUCGUACGAAAUCAUAAUCCAAUUUGCAGGUGCCCCGAUCAGCAUUCCGGUGACCCCUUCGUCAACUGUUUCCCCAUAACAACAUCGGAUGUAGAACCCACCAGGAACCCGUGUUACCCUUCACCGUGUGGAUUGAACUCGCAGUGCGCGGUAUCCGUCGAUAAUACACCCUCCUGCUCCUGUUUGUCCACCUUCAUAGGAUCUCCACCCAAUUGUAGACCCGAAUGCCAUGUAAACAGCGAAUGUCCCACCAAUCGAGCAUGCAUUAAGCAGAAAUGUACCGACCCGUGCGUUGGAUUAUGCGGAUUCAAUGCACUGUGCCAAGUCACUUUGCACCAAGCCCGAUGCACCUGUCCCGAAUCAUACACUGGAGAUCCAUUCACAGUUUGCUCUGAGAUAAUAUCGACUCCAGCACUGUCAAUACCAUCUAGACCAUGCAGCCCAUCACCGUGUGGAAUAAAUGCGUAUUGCCACGAGAGAUUUGACACGGCUAUUUGCGAGUGCAUGCCGAACUACAGAGGCAAUCCAUACCAAGGCUGUCAACCCGAGUGUCUUGUGAAUACUGACUGCCCGAAAUCGCAAGCAUGCAUAAAGACGAGAUGUCAAGAUCCUUGUCCUGGUACUUGCGGCGUUGGUGCGAUUUGCACUGUAUCCAAUCACGUUCCUAUUUGUUCUUGUCCAUUGCCAACAAUUGGAGAUGCUUUCACGCUCUGUCAAGUUCCCGUGGAAGAUACUAAAGAAACGGACCCAUGCUAUCCAUCACCAUGUGGUCCGAAUACCGUCUGCGAGAAAAUUGGUAAUACGGCACUUUGCAAAUGUUUGCCUGGACUACAAGGCGUUCCAACAAGUGUAACUGGUUGUCAUCCGGAAUGUAUCCUCAGCUCAGAAUGUCCGGGCGAUAAAGCCUGCAUACUGAGUAAAUGUAAAGAUCCUUGUUCACAGAAUGUGUGCGGCAGCAAGGCGGUGUGUAAGACGAUCAAUCACAGUCCACUUUGCAGUUGCCCAUCUCCGUUGAUUGGCAAUCCCUUCGAUGAAUGUUAUACAAAGAUUGAAACUAAUCCUUGCAGUCCAUCGCCUUGUAAUUCUAACGGCGAAUGCCGAGUGAGAAAUGGUGUCGCAAUUUGUAUCUAUCCUGAGUGCGUUAUCAAUUCAGACUGUCCGCGUGACAAAGCCUGCUUCUCGCAGAAAUGCCGAGAUCCCUGUAUCAGCGCGUGCGGUAUUAAUUCUAUCUGUCAGACUGUUAAUCAUAAACCAAUCUGUUCCUGCCCAGUUGGAUUUACGGGCAACGCGCGAGUGCAGUGUACAAUUCCAACCCUUGAAGAACCAAUCCCAGAAUGCGUACAAAAUUCCGAGUGUUCAAACGAUAAGACCUGCUUUAAUCAAAAAUGCGUUGACCCAUGUACUCUUGAUUCCUGUGGCCUUAAUAGUCGCUGUCACGUACAAAUGCACAGAGCUAUAUGUGUCUGCAAUGAUGGCUAUACCGGAUAUCCUCAGCAAUAUUGCCAUCAACUCGGUUGUCGUAGCGAUAGCGAAUGCCAAUUGAUUGAAUCUUGCAUUAACAAUGAGUGUAUUGAUACUUGCCUGGUUACACAGUGCGGUAUUAAUGCAUUAUGCACCUCUGAUGGAUACCAUAAGACUCGAUGUUAUUGUCCUGAAGGACAUACGGGUAAUCCUUAUGAAAUAUGCGAAAGGCCUGAGUGCACUAGUGACAACGAUUGUGCUCCAUCUUUGGCCUGUCGCAAUUUGAGAUGUGUCAAUCCUUGCAACUGUCCACCACCGGCAUUGUGCAAUGUUGUCAAUCAUCGACCAGUAUGUAAAUGUCCACCUGGUUACGUGGGUAAUCCUUACACCUCGUGUCUUAUGGAUAUGUUAGAACCACAGACCGAAUGUCAAGUCGACGCCGAUUGCCCCAGUAAAUUGGCAUGUUUCAGUGGUAUUUGUAAAGAUCCAUGUGGACAAACAAAACCGUGCAUUGUUAGUGCCAAAUGUAGCGUUGUAGAUACCUUACCGAUGAGAACAAUGAUUUGUGAAUGCCUACCAAACUAUGCUGGCGAUGCCACCGUUGCUUGCGUGCCAGUGGACAAACAAGUUGUUGCGACAUGUGAGAGUGAUUCGCAAUGUGCAGCGGAUAUGGCCUGUCUAAAUCGUCAGUGCAUCAAUCCGUGCACCGUUAAUCCAUGCGCACCAAACGCGGAGUGUUACAUUGAAAAUCAUCGUCGUGCAUGCCAGUGUCCUUAUGGAUAUGCUGGUGAUCCAUUCAUAAACUGCUAUGAAGAAAAUAUAGUUCUUCCGGAAUGUAGAACAAACACUGAGUGCCCGUCCGACAAAGCGUGCAUAAAUCAACUAUGCCAAGAUCCGUGCUCCAGUAAUCGCUGUGGCCUAAACGCAGAAUGUAUUACGAUCAAUCAUCAUCCUUCUUGCCAUUGUCAACAUGGUUUAGCCGGUGAUCCUCAAGCUCAAUGCUUCAGACCGGAAUGUAAGACAGAUAAUGACUGUCCUUAUGACAAGACCUGCCGGAACGACAAUUGCGUCACUCCGUGCCUCAUCGGCGACAUCGUGUGCGGUCGGGGUGCAGAAUGCAAAGCACUGUCUCAUAGAGCCCAAUGCAUCUGUCCGCAAGGUACUCAAGGCGAUCCACGCGUGGCGUGCAUUUCCGCGAUUUGCCAUUACAACGAAGAUUGCGCCGAUCACGAGGCUUGCGACAGACUAAACAGAGUCUGCAGACCGGUUUGUGAUGACGAUGCCUGUGGCGAAGCCGCUAUUUGCGUUGGCCGCGAUCAUCAACCAAAAUGCACGUGUCCUCCGGGUACUACCGGAAAUCCAUAUAUAACAUGCGUUGGUGAACCUUCUAUUGAGCCGGAAUGCACACAGGACAGCGAAUGCGUAUUGAAUCUCGCUUGUAUUAACACCAAAUGUCAAGACCCGUGUUUGUCCAGCGCUGGUAUGUGUGCCAGUGAACAGGAGUGUAAAGUGUUGAACACAGUACCGCUUCGUACAAUGAUCUGUUUAUGUCCACCUAAUACGAUUACCGAUGUUAACGGCCAGUGCAAACAAAUUGUGUUGGGCGAUGUACAAUGUCAUCUGGAUCAAGAUUGUGCCAACCAUGAGACGUGUCUGGACGGAAAAUGCGUGGAUGCCUGUUUGACAACUCAAUGCGGUUUUAAUGCGCAAUGUAAAUCUACGUCUCACACUGGCAUCUGCUUCUGUUCGCAGGACUUCACCGGCAAUGCUUACAUAGAAUGCAUAAGAGUUCCAGUUGUUCCAUUGCCAGGACCUCGACCAGAAUGUUACGCGAACAGCGAAUGUACGCACGAUAAACAAUGCAUAAAUUCGCUUUGUGUAAAUCCGUGCGUUGCUAGCGAUCCUUGCGGCAAGAACUCUUUAUGCCAUGUUGACAAUCAUAAUCCGAUCUGCAAGUGCCCAAUUGGCUACAUUGGUGAUCCUUUGAUCAAAUGCAUACCACCGGAGAUCACCCCCGAGUGCGUAUCGAACAGCGAAUGCGCAGGAAAUUAUGCGUGUGUUAACGCUGCAUGCAUUAAUCCAUGCAACUGCGGACCCAAUGCCAAAUGCAAUGUUGUAAAUCAUUAUCCUUCUUGUGUAUGUCCUCCGGGCUAUUCUGGAAACCCUCAAUUAGGAUGCUUUAAACUUGACUGUGAAUCUGACAGCGAAUGUGACUACGCGGCCACCUGCUACAACGGCCAAUGCGUGAACCCUUGUAUUUUGGAUAAUAAAUGCGCUAUCAACGCAGAAUGUUACGGCAAGAAUCAUCGGUCAGCCUGUCGUUGUGGUCUGGGUUACUUCGGCAAUCCGCAAGUUCAUUGCGAGAGAGUCGAGUGUAAUACUGACCACGAUUGUCCAUACAAUUUGGCUUGCAACGACGGUCGCUGCAUAAAUCCAUGCGCAGAGAAUUCACCUUGUGCGCAGAACGCGGUUUGCUACGUUCAGGAUCAUGUUGCAUCUUGCCGUUGCCCCGAAAACCUUCCUCUGGGAAAUCCAUUCUCCUAUUGCGAGCGGCAUGCUGCGGAGGAAUUUGAGGAGCCAGAAUGUAGGGUUGACAUCGAUUGUUCGGACAAGUUGGUGUGCAUCCGGGAGAAAUGCAUUGAUCCUUGCCCGGUCAUUAAGCCGUGCUUGGAGAACGCUCGUUGUGACGUUCUCGACACGGUACCUAUAAGAACUAUGAUUUGCACAUGCCCAGAGGGCUGGAUUACUGACGUCGACGGUGUAUGCAGGCCAAUACAACUGACGGUCAUUGGAACGUGCACCACGAACGACGAUUGCGGCGAUCGUGAGUCAUGUAUCAAUAGGCAAUGUCGCAACCCCUGCAACUGUGGUACCAACGCCGCUUGUUACGUGAAGAAUCACAAACCUAUCUGCUCGUGUGAACAGGGCUAUCAGGGUAAUCCCGAAAUCGCCUGUCACUCCGUCGAGUGCCGGCACGAUAGUCAGUGCACGCUUGAUAAGACUUGCAAAAAUAAUAACUGCGUAAAUCCAUGUCUAAUCACGGACCCGUGCGGCACCAAUGCUGAAUGCUUCCCUAACAACCACGUGGCCGAUUGCCGCUGCCGCAAAGGCUAUCAUGGUAAUCCCCUGGAUCGCUGCCGCGUGAUCGGCUGCUACAGCAACGGCGACUGUCCAGGCGAUCAUUCGUGCAUCAACAUGCAAUGCAUCGAUCCCUGCAUUCAUGGCAAUCCCUGUUCGCCUCGCGCGGAAUGCAGAAUUUUGAACCAUCUGCCAAUAUGCCGCUGCCCGUCGGGCUUUACCGGAAAUCCAUAUAUCAAUUGCCAACCGGAAGUCAGACCUGAGUGCAGAGAGGACAGUGACUGUCCGGACUCACUCGCCUGUCUGAGCAACAAAUGCCAAAUUCCGUGUCCAAUUAUACAACCGUGCAUCGAGCCGGCUGAGUGUCGGGUCUUGCCAACGCAUCCGAUACGCACCAUGGUAUGCGUGUGCCCUAGCGGAUACGUUAGCAGCGGUAGCGGUACUUGCCGAGCUACUACACCGAUUCUCAAAGUCGAAUGCACCAAAGAUGACGAUUGUCCUUCGGAGCGAUCCUGCGUGAACGCGAUUUGCAGAGACCCGUGCGCGUGUGGGCCCAACGCGGUUUGCAAUGUCAUCAAUCACAAACCGAUAUGCUCGUGUACGCUGGGAUACGACGGAAAUCCGGAUAUUCUUUGUACCAGAGUUGCAGGAUGCAGAACGGACGGUGAUUGUAGCGGUUCGCAUGCGUGUGUCCAACGCAAUUGCGUGCCGGUGUGCUCGCCGUCUUAUGCUUCCUGCGGCAAGAACGCCGUAUGUCAGGGUAUCAAUCACAAGGCAAUUUGCGAAUGUCUACCUGGCUUUGGUGGCAAUCCGCGGGUCUCUUGUGUCCUGCUAGGAUGCAGAACCAACUCGGACUGCCCUACCAAUAAGGCUUGCAUUAAUAACCGCUGUGAAAAUCCUUGUACACUGAAUCCGUGCACUGGCAACAUGGACUGCAACGUUUACAAUCACGUCGUGGAAUGCGCGUGUCCACCUGGCUAUGUUGGCGACGUUGAAUCAGGGUGUACUAAGGUUAAAGAAAAGUGCAAAGCAGACAAUGAGUGCCCGUCUCAAACCGCGUGUUUCAAUGGGCAAUGUAUCAAUCCGUGUACCAAGAUCGCACCGUGCGGUAUUAAUGCCGAGUGCAAAGUUUUGGACACCAGCCCAAUCAGGACCAUGAUAUGCGAAUGUCUCCCAGGAUACCGUGGAAACGCGCUUGUUCGCUGCGAUCUAGUUCCAGCGGAAGCGUGCCCAAUCGGAAAAGGCUUAGUUCGCGAUGAAUACGGCAAUUGCGUUUGCCCGACUGGAUUCGGCAAAGACGCGGACAACGUCUGCAUACCUUGCGGCAGGCAGUCUAACAUGGUGAUAAACGAGGAAGGCUAUUGCGUGUGCGACUUAGAAAAGGGUUUCAGCAUAGACGAAUAUGGUCGCUGCGUAUGUCCGACGCGGUACGGAUACGGAAUAGACACCGAUGGAUAUUGCAGACAGAUCGAUAUAAUCGAGUGCAGACGUAAUGACGACUGCGCCGACGACAGGUACUGCGAUAAAGUCACUCAUACUUGUCAGGAUCCCUGUAAGAAGCAGCAAUGUGGCGUGCAUGCCCUUUGCAAUGCUACUAGACAUCAAGCUGUCUGCAUCUGCGUCAACGGCUACAUGGGCAAUCCCUACACCCAAUGCUAUGACAAAAAGGAUGGUCGAACAGAUUUCCCUAGACCGGAAAUGGAUGUGAGUUGCUUGUCGGACGGAGUACAGGUCGUAAUACAUCUGCAAGAUCAAGACUUCGACGGAGUCUUGUACGUUAAAGGACGCAGCAAAGACGAACAAUGCAGAAGAGUUGUUUCGAUACCAGCUGAAACGGAUCAUAAAACAGAGACGUUUAAAGUUGCAUUUGGCAAUUGCGGACUUAUACACGUGAACGGACAGGCUAGCUUCGUACUCGUCAUACAGAAACAUCCAAAAUUGAUGACUUACAAAGCACAGGCUUACCAUAUUAAAUGUAUAUAUCAAACUGGAGAACAAAACGUUACCCUUGGCUUUAAUGUCUCUAUGUUGACGACUGCCGGAACCAUUGCUAACACCGGUCCACCACCUAUAUGCGUAAUGAAAAUAGUUGCGCAGAAUGGAAAUGAAAUUAAUUCAGCCGAAAUCGGAGAUAAUCUAAUGCUCCAAGUGGAAGUUCAACCUUCAACUAUUUAUGGUGGAUUCGCGCGAAAUUGCGUCGCUAAAACUAUGGAAGACAAUUUGGAGAACGAAUACAUCGUGACGGAUGAGAAUGGUUGCGCGACAGAUCCCACGAUAUUUGGAGAAUGGGAGCAAAAUCCUGAGACUCAGUCUUUAAUGGCUAGUUUUAAUGCAUUUAAAUUCCCCAGCAGCGACAAUAUAAGAUUCCAGUGCAAUAUACGCGUUUGCUUCGGGCGUUGUCAACCUGUAAACUGUCGCGGUUACAAUGCCUUCGGCCGUCGUCGCAGAGACGUUGAUUCUGAAAUUAAUGACACAUCUCUAAGUGUAACCGAUGGAUAUGAAGGUCAACUUCGCGAAGAGAUAACUAUUCAAUCAAACUUAAUAUUCACUCUGGAAAGGAGAGAAGAAAGAUAUACAGCAGAUCCAGCUGAAGCUCCUUCAGCACAAAGGAUGGAAGAUAUCUGUGUUUCUAUGGUCGGCUUUAUUAUAGCGUUAAUAAUUACGGCGCUCUUGGCACUGGUUGCUGUAGCUAUCGCUGUGUCAUGCUGGCUUAUGGCGUAUCGACGUCAGCCAAAGACUGCUGGACCACUGCCACACCCACCAGAGUUCCCAAACCCUCUGUUCACUACUGAAUCUGUAGCUGAACCUUCUCCUGACUAUCACCUAUCAUAAGUCCCUUAGAGUAAUAUUUUAUAAAUAACAUAAAUUUUUAUAAUUAUCGUGGAAUACAUCUCAGACCAUUCGUCCUAUUGGUCGGUUUUGUAUUUCUGUACACAACUCCUCCAAUGACUAUCACUUCGUUUCUUUGUACUCUCUUUUCAAGGGUUCAAACAAUAAGUCACUGUUAUACAUUACGAGUCAUGAUAUAUACAUACUAUUUAUGGUGAUGGUUUGCUUCCAUUAUCUACUUACGAGCAAAAAUACGGGACUAUCUUUCCUUCAUGUAUCUUUUUUGUAUUAUUUUCUCUAGUCAGUGGAGGAUUUGUUAAGUAUAAUGCUGCGAAUUUAAUUCCUGUGUAAAGUCAACGAAUUAGUCUAAUAUAGCUUUCUUAUUGCGAAAAUAGGUAAUUGUACAUUUUAUCUAAUAAAACGCUAACGAAAUAUUUUUAAAAA
Solenopsis invicta (red fire ant) is the source of this 47087-nucleotide messenger RNA. RefSeq lists its product as uncharacterized. Gene Ontology annotation, molecular function: calcium ion binding. The record is from RefSeq and is a predicted model, not a curated record. Bases 336 to 46646 code for a protein of 15436 amino acids. The transcript is spliced from 135 exons. NCBI's taxonomy places the organism in Eukaryota, Metazoa, Arthropoda, Insecta, Hymenoptera, Formicidae.